AUGUUGGCCCCGCGCCCCCGCUCCUCCGCCGUCCGCUUCCAUAAAAGGGCAGCGGCGCCUCCCUCCCUUCUCCCCCCCCCCGCCCCGCCUCGGGCCUUUCUGGCCGCCUCCUCCUCCUCCUCCUCCCUCCCCUCAGGCGGCGCCCCGGGGGGCGGGGAAGGCUCCCGUCCUGGCGGCGUCCGCGGCGGUGGCCAGAAGCGAGAAGCGCCCUCCGCCGCCUCCUCCUCGCAGCCGCCACGAAGGGACGCUCCCCGGCCGAGGAAGAAGAGGAGCCCAGCCCGGCAGGCGAGUGGGGGCGGCGGCGGCGACGGGGGGCGCGGAGAGUCUCUCUCUCUCUCUGUGUGUGCGGGAAUUUGUGCGAACGUGUGAAUGGUGCGUGUGAGGGAAGACGCGUGUGUGUGUGAAUAGGACGGGGCUUUGUGUCUGCGAGGGGUUUUCGUAUGUAUGAAUUCGUGGGGGGUGGGCUUUGCUUCCCCACCCUUUAAAGAUAAUGGGAAGCUGAGGGGGUUGCCUUUUUUUCUCUCCUCCCCGGCCCACUUGUAGGUCGAGGGGCGCAUCCCUGCACAUGCCCAUCCUUAAGGCACCGCGUUGUGGAGCUGGGCUGGGUGUGGGUGCGAAUGGGGGUCGGGGUUGUAUAUGGCUAUGUCUGCCUGACCCCCCUUUCCGUCUCUCUCCCCUUCCCUCCCCCACCCACCCAUUUCCCCCCGGGUUUCUUUUCCAGAGUCUCUUCCCUCUUUGCAUGCGACCCUCCUCUGGAUGGAGGUUAUUGUGGGGCAAAGACGGGUCUCCCUCUCUUCCUUUUUCUCCUUUUCCCUCCAUCUCCUCCACCCCUGCCUCCCCAUCCCUCUUGCACAGCCCGAAUAGAGCUUCCCUUGUUCCUUUCGGACUCUCACUCUCUCCGCCCAAGCGAAGUCUUGGCUGCUAUAUAGAGUUGCCCUUGACUCGCCUUUAAAAUACCAUUAAUAAUAGUAGUAGUAGUAGUAAUAAUAUCUGUAUUUUCUAGGAGGGAAGGGCUAAGGAGACCCUUUUAUGGGUCAAGGGGUGGCGCUCUUUUUCCGGCGGAGGGGUACUAUCCAUUUCUAAUUUUUCGCACCCCUUUUAGCACAGAUGUUGGAGGGGAUGUGCAGACUCAGGGUAAUAAGGAGGGAGCAUGUCACGCAUCCGUGUUGAGUGCCGGGGUGAAAAUUGAUAGUAUGGAUGAUGUGUGCCACACACAGAGAGAAAGAGAAGAUGAACAGUAAACAAAUAAGGAAAACAUUGUGUUGUAGGUGUAGGUGAGAAGCUGAAUAAGGGCAUUGUAAUCCCUCCUCUAAAUAUAUUAGGCAGAGUUGGGGCUAAAUAAGGUUUUGGUUUGCAUUGCCUUCAUGCUCGCGUUCUUCCAGCAAGUUUGCAGUCCGACUCUGCCCUCCCCCACCAAUUGCCUCACUAAGUUCUUUGUAAAUUGAGCCAUGUGUUGGGAGCUCUCAGCCUUUUCUCCUCUUCUUCUUUCUUCUUCGCAGCUGACUUAGGGAAAGCUUGUUUGCCUUCCCUGGAUUUGGCUCCUUCAUGCUUUUCCUUCAGUAAAUGGGAAGCAGGGAGAGGCGUAUGAGCUGAGGCUUCUGCUUAGCUAAUGAAUGCCGUUUCCUCUGCUGCUUGCUUGCAGGAAGGAGGAACGAUGGCUCUGGACGGUAUACGGAUGCCAGAUGGCUGCUAUGCGGAUGGGACGUGGGAGUUAAACGUCCAUGUCACAGACCUGAACAGAGAUGUAACUCUGAGGGUCACAGGAGAGGUCCAUAUUGGCGGCGUCAUGCUGAAAUUGGUGGAAAAACUUGGUAAGUUGUAACUAUUGGGGGAAAGGUGUGGCCUUUCUCCUUGCUUUGGUGGAAGCUGGAAGGCGAAGCGCUGGGUGUGGAAAUGAAAUUGCAUAUUUGCAUCGCACAUGGGACUGAUUUCAGAAACCCAUAACUAUUUUUAAAUGCCAGGUUUUUUUGUUAGAGAAACUUGAUGUUGGAUCUCUUUCUCUAGCAGGCAGAAUACAGGCCACAUCUGAGUCUAACCCUUCUCCUGGUUAGCUACCAUACCUUUCUCUAGUUUUUACAAUGGCUGCUGGGUUCUGUACAAAACUUGCACAUAAAUACAAGUGUGAUAGUAUUUACAGGGACAUGUAAUGACAAGUAGUAGAAAGUGCCAUCCUGGGUCAGUGAUGUGGCAGAGACAAAGGAGUCAUUGGUCUAAGGAUCUUGAUUUGACCAUACAUGUGUUUAAAUGUAAAGGCUGGUUUUUGCAGUCAGAAGAACUGCAUAAACUGUGCUUGUAUGUUCAAGCUCCACAUAGAGGAUUUACCCAUAGAUGGUGUGCCCCCCCUCCUCCAAAACUCCUGAGCUUCUGAGAGGGGGAUAGACUUCACAUGUAAUACCAGAAAUGCACUGCACGUGACUGAAGGAAUCUAGGCUAGCAUUGUUUUCACUGCAAAUUAGGGGAAGUUUCUCAGAUAUGAUAGGUGGUUUCUAAAUUCUAGAUUAAUGAAUGCUCUAUUGUAUGUGGCUGUUCCUUUUCUUUGGACUCAUUAAGUUCAGUUUCUAGGAGUUUAGACCAAGUGAUAGGAAAGGAGGGUCUGUGCUAGUUAUUACAAAAACUUUAAGAUCGUUAAGCAGGGCAAUGUUUACUAUUGUAAACAGUUAUUAAAAUGCUCAUUCCUCCACAUGCCCCCCAAAAAACUUCUGACUUUCUGAAAGAGUCAUUGCAGUGUUAUUACAGCUAGCUACCUCUCUUAGGCAAGUGUAUGGUGUUAUGGCUUAGUGCAGCCUCCUGCGUUAGAGAGUGUCCUAGGCUAUGUCAGGCACCUGUUAAUGAGACAUGGUAGCUGUUGCUAUACAGCAAGUUGUACACAGUACUGCCAUUAGAACAUUUCUGCUUGGCACAUUAUGCCUAGUGAGCUUUCAUCAAUGUGGUCUGCAUUUUGUGGAGUGCACUGUGGUUCAGUGCUAAAGUUCCUGUGCUGGUAAAAGAUGCUGAGGUUUAUACAGUUGGUAAUCUGAUGCUUUCCUUCCUUAAUAAUGCAUUUGAGUCUGAAUAGUAUACUAGUUUAAACACAACAUCCUUAUCAGCUCCGCAGCACACUUAUGGUGCUAUGUAAAUACUUGAUUUGCUGGCUAGUUAUGUACACAAGUCAUAGCUGGUGCAGCUAAAAAAAAAGAGUUGUCCUGCACUGUACUAAAACUUUGUACUGAUGUAAUAAGGAAGGAAAAGCAGAUAUAAAUACUUGGUUCAAAAGGAAGUUUGUGCGUGCGUGAAGGACUCUGAGGCUUGACAUGGCUUGUGGGACUGUAGAAAAUCAGUUUUAGAAAUAUAUUUUUUGUCCUUGGGUUAUGAAAAGAAUGUUUCAAGGUGAUUGCAGGCCUCAGCACUUAAAGUUGUUCAGCCUCUUCAAAUAUUAAGCAAAGAAGCACCACAGUCUCUUACAUAAUGAAUAAGUCAUGCCUUCUAUUGGCUUUGCGUGUCAUUGAUGAGAAUUGUCCACAUGUGUAUAAUUUGCUCAAAGUAUAGGAUGGAAUUCAGUGGAGACAGCAAGUUUUUAAGAUGCUCUGUGGGAUGAGUUUAAUUGCCCUCCACAGGAUAAAAGCUUACUUGAAGUUCAAUCAUAUACUUUGGGAGGCCAUCCUCAUUCUAACUCUUACGGUUCUGUGUAAAUGUCUCAUAAUGAGGAUCAUGCGUGAAUCUCUUUUGCAGUGGGCUUUAUAAAGCUCCAGAAGCAGGUUGUGUAAGUGUGCUGUUUUGAUAAUGUGUAGAUCAUGAAGGAGAUCGUGUUGGGGUCAAAGUCCCCUCUACAAGCCAGAUGAAAAUAGUGGAAACUUUUUUACAGUACCUUUGACCUUGGAUGUAGGCCAGGUUGUAAUAUCUAUCAAGUUAAAAGCUAACAGGAGCAUACAAGUAAAAACAGUUCUGAAACUUGGGAUAGUUAUGGCAGCUGUGUUUUUUUUAAAAAUAGAACUACAUUUCUUUAAACUGGCCUUUAAAAGAUAAUGACUGUAAACUGAAACUAUGAAAAAACGUUAUAUUUGCAGCGUUGUCUUUUUGCCCAUCCUGUUUGUUCUGAAAAAUCUUGGGAUAGCAAUGUGUUUGGAAUAGAAGUACUUUGUAUGCAUCUUCUCAUUAACUCUGUAAACAAUGCAGCUUUCUGAUUGCUUCCAUUUAGCAGAAGAACAUCUGUUUGUGGAGGAUAAGUCUCUAAUCAGAAUGACAAUAAACUUGUAGUGGUCACUUCUGUAGCUGUAGCUCAGUGGCUUUCCUUGCAGAAGGUCCCAGAUUCCAUCCCUGGCAACUCAGGUAGGGCUGAGACUAUCAACGCCAGUCUGUGAAGACCAGGGGCUCCCACACUGUGGCCCGUGAACUUUGUCAGAUAUAUUCAUAUAUACAUUUUAAUUGUAUUCUUGUUUUUAUUUCUUACUGAUUGUACUAUAUUGUAUUCCACGUUAAUCAAACUGUAAUACAAUAAAAUUUUAUAAGAAAUAAGCAAUAUAUACAAUUAAAAUCAUACAGCAUCUAGCACAGUGCAGUUCAACUGUUAAAAACAGCCAGAAAAUUUAUUAAGUGGUCAACCAAGGUGAAAUGUUUGGGAACUACUGGUGUGGACAGUAUUUAAAUGGAUGGUCCAGUGGUCUGACUCGUUAUAAGGCUACUUUCUAUAUUCCUAACUAAUUCACUGCAAAUUAAUGUUUGCUUUGUGGGAUGGCUUAGGGGUAGAGCACAUGCUUUGAAUGCGGAAGUUCUCACAUUCAAUCCCAAUCAUCUCCAGGUAGGACUGGGAGAGAUCCUUUCUGAAAUCCUGGGAAGCCACUGCCAAUCAGGUGGGACUGAGCUAGAUGGAACAAUGGUCUGACUCUGUAUUAGGCACUUUCCUGUGUUCUCUCUCAUUGUUCACCUGUUGCAUAUAACAAUUUUGCACUGCAAUCCUAAGCAUGCUUCAAAUCCCACUGAGUAUGUUUCAGGUUACUGACAGUAAGAAGAUGCCAAGUUAUAUGUAUAAUACGGUCCAUCCUUUAAGAUGAGGGUCAGAAACUUAUACAGAUGUAGCCUGUGGUGCUUUCUCAUGCAGCUUCCAUCCUCCCCGCCCCCAGUAGCAGUUAGGCUGGAAAACAGACUCCCAUUGCAGCCACUGGCAUUUGUGGAGAGGGGUUUAACUGGACAGGAAAGGCUUAUUCCUCUCUGUGUCUCUGUGAUUCACUCUCCCCUCUUGAACCCUCCCCAUGUGGCAUCUAGGCUUGAAAAGCAGCUUCCCUAGCUGCCAAUGGAAAGCUGUUUUCAAGCCUAAUUUUUUGUGAAUGAAUGUGUUGUGUUCAGAGUUAGCUUUGUGCACAUUGCACCUGGGAAGGGAAGGGCUAAUGCUCCUCUCCUCAACUGCUGUCUCCAUGAAGACUGCCACCCUCCGGCAUUUAGACUUGGGGGGAGGGAACUGAAAUGUGUUUUUCAAGCCCAAUUCACAUGUGAGUUAAUGGAUGUGUACAACCUUUGCUGUCAUAUGGCCCCUGAAAAGUUAGGCACAAGGGAAUAUGGCCCUUAGGCUCCCCAUCACUUCUUUUAAGAGAUAAGGGGGGGGGAUGCCACAGGGUUCCUGCAAAUGGGUGGAAGACAUGGGCCUCCGUUGUUGUCAUAGAAACAGGGAUACCAAGACAAAUCCUUUACAUGACUAGCAAUGCUGCUUUAAUUUUGUGAUAUAUUGUGUGGGCUUUCAUAUGUGGCUGUCUGCUUUGGUUAUUUAAGCUACAUGGUAAGCUAAGGUAUCUUUGAUUGUUGCUCUUUGCUUUCAAUGAAACUGUUAAUUGCAUAAGUAACCGGCAGCUACAAAACUUAACAGAGAUCACUUUAGCAAAUGCUGUUGUUGUUGCUACAACUGUGGCACCCUGUGUAACUGGUAAGCCUUAGAAAAUCACUUGAAUUGCUUAACUGAUGGGUUCAAGGACUCUUUCUGCUUAUACUGUAGCUCUGUGUGUGAAACACACUGAGCCAUCUUGCCAUUUUCCUCAGUUCAGGGUCUGUGACGUUAGCCAUGGAGAAGGCGUCCUUGUGCAGAGGGAUAUUUGUCUUGAGAUUGGAAGGAUGUGGUGCUGAUGAGCAAGAAUAAGCCUACCCUUACUCAGUAAUCCUGUUGAUUAAAUACAUUUUGCUUCUGGGAUUAGGAAACUGGAGAGGUGGGACCAAGAACAGUGUAGGUGAAAGAGAAGAAUCAUUUCCCUUGCUCCUGCUCUCUUAAUUCCCUGUUUCAUCAGCAUACAUACAUACAUAAUUUUAUUUGUAUGCCGCCUUUUCACAGUUCAAAUCAUUCUCAAGGCAGCUUGCAACAUUAAAAAUAUGUAACUAUACAGCUUAUAAAAGUAGUCAUAAAGAAGAAAUAAAACAUUAAAAAAUACACAGUGAAAUUUCCACAUAAAUCACAACAAGAUCUAAAAUAAAUACGGUUUAGUGCAGCGCAUGGGGAUUUGCUGAGCGGGCGGCUCGGUUUGGGGGCUGCAAGUGCACUUUUUCUAUAACAAGAAUACAAAGCUGACAAUGAAUGCACUGCAGCUAAAAUAUUAUGUUCAUUUUUCACAUGGUCUAGUCCUUCCCCUGCCCACCCCUCUAAUAUUCUUAAGAGGGUCUCUUCUCCAGUCUUCAGAGAGUGGCUGGAAGUGGGGAGGCAGAAAAAGGUCCCUCCUUUCCUCAGAAACUGCUCGCGCUAAUGAAAUUCCCUGCCUAGAACAAUGGGAGUUUUGAACACUGCACAUGACAAAACCACCCAGCCACCCCCAAAUUUGAUAAUGAGCUUCCACACCAGUGAUAUCAUAUAACUAGUUAUCUUUACUUCACAAUUUUCCCUCAGUAAUUGGAAAUCCAGAUUAAAUGUAAAAAAUAUGGGCCGGCAUUUGAUGAUGAUGUCAUUUGGACAGUGCAAAAAAGUUGCAUGCACAAGCAGCACCUAUUUCACAGUAAACUGCUGUCUGGAAGCAUUCUCAAUGCGUUGCUAGUGAUUUGUCACACAGCUAUUGUACUAACUUCCUGCUCUGAAUCUGACCAAUGUGGAGAACAAACUUAAGUUACAAUGCUAUUUAUAGAAGAUUGGCUGUCCUAUCUGGUGCACGUUUCGAAUCAUGAAUAGAAUCCAGUGGUAGCACAGAGAAUGUGCAAUAUUACCUUUUGCCACAGGCUGGUUCAGGAAUACUUUCAUUUUCUGAUUAAGUAAUUAAUGAUGGAAAUGUGAUGUUUAAAUAGCCCAAUAUGCUGCUUGGGCAUGGAUGUUAUUUUGGAAUAAGGGAGACAGCUGUGGUUUAUGAUCUUUUCUUUCUUCAUUGUCAUUCUUCCAUCCCUCGUUUUAGACAUUUUUUAAAUUUUUUAUUUUGGUGGAGCUUUUCAAUCUUUAACCUUUUCAGCUGUUUUUCGUUGAACUUUUAAUCCCUGCAAAUCAGAUAGAUAGUCUGUUCCUUCAGUACCUUUCUGUUACUGGAAAUCUGAUGAUAGCAAGCUCAAGUGUUUCUCUUAGGAAUAAAUGUGUAAAUUCAGGGCACAAGCAUUCAUUUAGUGGUGGAUUUCUCUCUUUCCCAUUAACGUGGGGGUUGGUGAGAGAAGGAAGGUUUAUGAAUAAAACACAAAGAAAAUGCAGUGUUAUUGAUUUACCAGUUUUGCGCGCACUUGAGGUUUUACUGUAAUGGAGGGAAUGCUUGCAGAUUCAUUGAGUUGAAUCUGUAAUGAACCUUCUGUAAGCAACAGAAAUAAAAACAAUUCAGUCCAAAUGGUCAGUAUAACAGUUUUUCCAUUUAAAGUUGUUAUAAUUUCAAUGAACAAGUCUUCAGUUUUCUCUGUUGCCUUUUAUAUAACUUCCUUUCAUCACUCAGCCCUACCUUUCCCCCCUCUUUAAUUUGGGUUUUUGGCUCAAGUCCAUAGAUGGCUACAGGGAGAUCUGCAUGCAAAUUGCAGUUUUCUUUAACAUUUCCCCAAAUUCCCCUCCAUUCUUCCACCCCUUCUGCAUUGCAAAAGGCUUUUAAAGCUCCCCUGGGUAUAAAAUAAACAAUUUGCAUUGUUGAAUAGGGGACUGUAGUUUGGGAAACUGAAACAGAAACCCCCACUGUGAUAUCCCCUUGGGGUGUCUGCAUGUAACUGGGCUCCUUGAUUCAUAUUUUGAAUGAGGGGAAGCCAGCUUGAUGGUCAGCAGAAAAGAAAAUGUACUUUGAAAGCACAUACCUAGGAGUAAGCCUCUCUCUAAAUAUCCUGAGAUUUACUUCUGAAUAUGCAUAGGAUUGUGCUGUUGAUGUGACUAAGAGUCUGGCACUUCUUGCUAUUUAACAGAGCUUUUAUUAAAUCUCUUUGCUUGCUCUAAGCUAGCCUUCACCAGCCUGCUGCCUUCCAGACUGGACUUCAGCUCCCAAAACAUUACACUGUAGUUUAAAAUAUAUGGAGGGCACCAGGUUAGAAAAGGCUGCAUUACACUGGUAUAGUGUUCUUCCUGCAGCUUACUGUGUGUAUGAUUAGAAUUUUAUUACGAAUUAGUCUUAUCUGUUUUAGGUGGACAAAAAUAUGCCCUUCAAUGCCUGAGUUAAAUCGAGUUCCAGAUUCCUUGGUUUGUCAGCUGCUUGCUGGCAUGGUUCUUUAGACUUGUGAUUUAAUAUGUCUGCUCUGAUGUAAGCAUCCUCUUGAAGGAAAACCCCUCUUCUUAGGAAGUCACAGGCAUGUGAAUCUGGUUUGUCAAAGUAAAGGAGGAGGAACAAAUGGGGACAUGAUAGCAAGCAGGCUUUAAAUAAGGCAAAUGACUCUGUGUGCUAAGCAUCCACCAGCGUCUUUUCCGAAGAGGAAGUGACACACAAGCUUUGGCACUCUAGUUACUCAGUUGGCAGGACUUGCCGCAAAGCACAAUAUCUAGCUGUUGACUUGCCCUUGAGCAUAAAGCAUUUGCUAUGCAGUGCCUAUAGUGAAAUGGAUUCCCCCCCCCCCCCAGUGAAAGGUCGCUUUUAAAUAACUGGUCAAAAACGUGCUGUUUGAUUUCGGGUGUUAGAAGGCAGGAUGGUAAUAUUGAGACUCACAGCUUCCCCCAGCUGCCAACAGAUGGGUUUGGUUUAACUGCUAUAGAUUUGUUUAGGAGAUAGAAAUGGCUUCUUCGGAUCAGACCAGUGAAUGGUCCAAAUGCUUCAAAUUAGAUCUGAAUGGCAAUUUCAACAGCGUAAGAUACUCAAGAGCUCUUCUCUGGCUCUUGGCUGUUUCUGUCUUCAUUCCAUUAAUAUUUAUAAGUAUUUUGAUACCCAGAACAUUGACUUUAUUAGUAUGUCAUUGAUAUUUACUGCAUGGGUUUUUAUUAAAAAGUUUUGGAUGUAUAUAUUUACAUCUUAUAUCCUGUCCACACACAAUCCUUCGUGGUAGAUUAGAUUAAGAGAGUCUUGCCAAAGAUUGGUUGGCAUCCUUCUGUCUCAGGACACAGUGGAAAAGUGCACCUUUGGGAUGAAGUCAAAUUGUUGUAGAUUUACAGCACCUUCUUCUACGGCUGUAGAGACUAAAUACGGGAGAGGCAUGUUUCGUUGCAGCUGGGGCAGAUGAAGGCAUUCAGUUGUGCUGCUGCAGGUGUACCAUGACAUUUCUUUCUGCACUCCUCCCAGCAGUCAUUCCUCUUCUGAUCACUGUUAUGGAUAUACAACCUGACAGUCUGUCUCCAGGCACUAUGGUCAUCUGCAAGGGAUUCCCACGUGGUGGGGUUAAUGCUGCUAGCCUUUAUGUCAUGUUUGCAGACGUCUUUGUAACACAAGAGUUGGUCUGCCAAGGAACCUGGGGCCUGAUGUCAGCUCCCUGUAGAACAUGUCCUUGGGAAUCCUGUCAUUUUCCCUUCUGUGUACAUGACCAAGCCAGCGUAGACGUCGCUGAGACAGGAGAGUGAGCAUCCUGGGAAUGUGGACUUGGAAGAGCAUAUCUUUGUUUGAGACUCUUGUCUUGCCAUGUGGUGCCCAAAAUCUUCCUUAUGCAGCACAUGUGGAAGGUAUUGAGGCAUCACUCCUGGCCAGGUGUAAGUUGCCCACGUGUCUCUACCAUAAAGCAAGCAGCGUGCCCAACAUGCACAUCUGGUAGUCCAUCAUCUUGGUAUUGGUUGUUAGCAUCACAUUCUCCCAUAACUUUUUGGAGAGGCGAGCCAUUACCGUAGCUGCGUGUUGUGCAAAUGGAAGAUCUUGUGCACAGCUUCCGCUGAUAGGACUGGUUAGGUGAACCUUGCCCACGUAGUACAGUCGUACCUUGGUUCUCGAAUGGAAUCCAUUCUGGAAGUCUGUUUGACUUUCGAAAGCCAAGGCGUAGCUUCUGAUCGGCUGCAGGGGCUUCCUUCACUCAAUCGGAAGCCGCAUUGGAUGUUUGACUUCCAAAAAACGUUCACAGACUGGAACACUUACUUCUGGGUUUGCGGCAUUCAGGAGCCAAAACGUUCGAGUCACAAGGCGUUCGAGAACCAAGGUUCUGUACAAGCUGUUAGAAAGAAAAUAUUCAUUUUGCCUUAAAUAGUUCAUUAUGUCAUUUAAAAUGUACAUUCUGUUACCAUAACCUUGGUUUUCAAAAUGGGACAAUUUUUUUUACAAUUAAAUAAAUAGUAACAGGAAACAUUUAUAACUGAAUUAGUCAUUCAGGGGCUACAAGUUUAAAGGAAAUACUCAGGCAGGGGUCAUAGAAGUAGGAUUUUAAAAAUAUUUUUAAAUUGCAGGAGUCAUAUGACAAAUAGUUUGCUCUUUUCCUAGCCCUUUCUGCUGCCAAAACUAUUAGAGGGAAUUCCUAUAGAUAUCUGCUGUCUCUUGUUAUCAGUUCAUUUAGUUCUGUUUACUUCCAAGAGGACAGAACAGUUUAUCUUGCUCCUUUCAAAUUAACUGCGUGCAUAGAAUAGAAUAAUCUUAUACGUUUCCUUAAAAGAAGACAGAAACAGCACUGAGAACUGGUUUGGUCUGAAAGAUUGCAGUCUUCUUAGCAAUCCUAAAGUACUGGUUUUGUUAUACCGCAGGCAGGAAACAGUUGGGUUGUAGUUUAGACCCAGCCCAAAUCAGUAGCUUCCUCUUAAGACUGUGACUUUGUUGUUUCUAUUUCCAGAGUUCCAGAGUUAUUUAUCCAUAACUUUCUAGGGAACUGAGCCUAUAUUUUUUAAAAUGCUAAUUUAAUUGUAAUUUGUUGUGGUUUAUAGAACAGUUUCUAAAGCAGGGUUGCUAAGCUGUUUGCGGGUUUCUGGCUUGGUUUGAGGGAUCUUGAGGGCGGCUGCUGCCAGCAGCAUCUUUUGGGUCCAUUGCACGAAAAGUAUACAGCCCACUCCCUUGGUGACUUUCGGCAAUUCUUCUGAGCUAUGAACUGGCCCUGGGGAACAGUAUCUGCUCAAGUGAAAAGGGUGUUGCUUACCGUGAAAAACUGUCUGGCCUUCCUUUCAGCGACUAUUGAAAAGCGAAUUGAGGGAUUUCUAAGUAAAGGUAAAGGUACCCCUGCCCAUACGGGCCAGUCUUGCCAGACUCUAGGGUUGUGCGCUCAUCUCACUCUAUAGGCCGGGAGCCAGCGCUGUCCGCAGACACUUCCGGGUCACGUGGCCAGCGUGACAAGCUGCAUCUGGCGAGCCAGCGCAGCACACGGAACGCCGUUUACCUUCCCGCUGGUAAGCGGUCCCUAUUUAUCUACUUGCACCUGGGGGUGCUUUCGAACUGCUAGGUUGGCAGGCGCUGGAACCGAACGAUGGGAGCGCAUCCCGCCGUGGGGAUUCGAACCGCCGACCAUGCGAUCAGCAAGUCCUAGGCGCCGAGGUUUUACCCACAGCGCCACCCGCGUCCCAAGGAGGCAAAAGCCUACGGCACCCAGUAUUCCCAGGCGGUCUCCCAUCCAAGUACUAACCAGGCCUGACCCUGCUUAGCUUCCGAGAUCAGACGAGAUCGGGCGUGUUCAGAGUAGUAUGGCCGUAGACAUGGAUUUCUACAUCAGUAUUAUUAGGGGGAAAUGAGCCCAUGAUGACCAUUAAUAAAGCAAAUUCUUAGUUAUUUGAUUUAUAUCAUCUGUUGGAAAUCUGAGGUGAGAUACCCACAUAGCUGAAGUUGCCCUCAACUCAAGUCACCAUGAAGCAAAGUCUGAAAUAGUUUACUGCUGUGGAAGAUUAGGCUGGAAAAUGAUCUAUACAUAUAGCUUGUAGGCUUUGCAGAUAUUUAUUCAGAUAGAUACAAGUAGAAAGUACCGCAUUUUUCGCCCUAUAGGACGCACUUUUCCCCCUCCAAAAAUGAAGGGGAAAUGUGUGUGCGUCCUAUGGGGCGAAUGCAGGCUUUUGCUGAAGCCUGGAGAGCGAGAGGGGCCAGUGUGCACUGACCCCUCUCGCUCUCCAGGCUUCAGGAAGCUCUGUGCAACCCUCGGGAGACCGGCUGCGAUGGCUGCGCAGAGCUGCCUGCAGUCCCGGGCUCAGCGCAGCUCUGCGCGGCCAUCGGAAGCCGGGCGCAAAGUCCCGCCCGGCUCCCGAUGGCUGCACAGAGCUGCCUGCAGUCCUGGGCUCAGUGCACUUCUCUCCAUCGCCAGCCCCACAAGCUCGGGGGACAGUGGGGAGGCGGAGCGCGCCUUCCCGCUGUUCCCCGACCUGGUUCUUCCAGCCCCACACCUGGGGGGGGAAAUAAUUUUUUUCCCCUUUAUUUCCCCCCCAAAAAACUAGGUGCGUCCUAUGGGCCGGUGCGUCCUGUGGGGCGCAAAAUACGGUAGCUCUGUUGCUCCAGCUUCCAGAUGUAACACAGACUCCAACUCAUGGACAGACUCACUGAUUGUGCUUUAAUCAUUUAUAUAGAAGGCACAGGACCCUUGCAGCUGGCUUGGCUGACCUUUCAUCUCUCAUACAUGGGGUAAUAUGUGCCCAUGGAUGCAAUCAACCCUUUCCUCUGUGUACAGUUCCUCCAACAUAUUCUUCUCUAUACUCACUACAGGUUACAAUAGUAUAGAAAUAAAAUUGCCACAUAAAAUAUUAGAAAAGCAAUGUUGGGAAAUUGUGUUUAUUAUCUUUAAAAUGUUCUAAUCUGACUUCCAAAUGCUUGUUCAACAAAAGCUUCAAAUUGUCCUCUGGAAGAUGGUUGGGCAUUGGUAGAGGCCAAGAAAGGAAGAAUUCAAAAGCUGUGGAACAAGCAUCAAAUACAAUGUUUGUUGCAAAGGCAUGAAUGACAGUGGCUGCAUCAGACCUGUUAGAGGAGUCCUCAACCUUGUGUCACUGUGUAGAAAGCUUUUGUGGCAAUCAUCCAGCAGCACUCAAGGUCUCUUGAGUCUGAGCCACUGAAGGGAAGGGGGCUGAGCCACAUUGACGUUCCAUUCCCAAAUCCCAGGGCCUCUUGAUGAUGACUGCAGACAGAAGUUACUCUCAUGAAAGGGUUAGCGGGGGGGGGGGGGGCCCUUUGGGUAACCUCCCAGUCAAAUCUCAUAUAAUAACUUUUAAUGCCUCCAGAAAUGGCAGCAUAUGAUUUUCAGGGCAACUAUUCUUCAAGUUUGUCUGAAUGUAUCCCCAUUCACUCUAAAAUACGUACAAAUACAAUGGUACCUCAGUUCUCAAACGAAAUCCAUUCUGGAAGUCCGUUCGGCUUCCAAAACGUUCGAAAACCAAGGCGCGGCUUCCCAUUGGUUGCAAGAGCUUCUUGCAGCCAGUGGAAGCCGCAUUGCACAUUCGGGUUCCGAAAAAUGUUUGAAAACAGAAGCAUUUACUUCCAGGUUUUCCGCAUUCAGAAUCGAAAUGUACAUUGACGGAGGCAUUUGGGAACUGAGGUUCCACUGUACCUAUCUGUAUUUCUCUGCCUCUGAGAGAGGAUCAUACGGGGCUGGGGAAGAAGGCUGAAAGGUAGUGCAGUUAAGACUAUGCAAGAACAUUAGCAUAUAAUUCUCCGUUUUUAAAUAUGCUCUUCACCAAAAGAGGGGGGAAAUUCUGUGCUUAUUUCUACUGCAGUAGUUUAAGAUGCUGCUUAAUUGAAAUACUUUAUUGUCACUUGUACAACUUGUAUACAGUGAGAUUACACAAAUUAAUUAACCAAAUUAAUGCCGAGUGACUACAAACAAACAAUACCACCAACACUUUCUUCCAAAACAGAAGAUGAAAAAUGUAGUGGGGUGUGGAACUAGUGACUUUCCACAUAUUGUUGGGCUCUCAGCUCUCGUCAGUCUCAGCCAGCAUGGUCAAUAGUCAGGAUAUUGAGAGCUGGGAGUCCCAGCAUCAACUGGAGCAGGGCAGUCAAACCUCUCAGACCAAGCGGGCUGCAAGAGUACUUUGACACAGAACCUGCAUGCCACUUAAAUUUCCAUAUCAUAAAUUUAAGUGUUCACAAUAUAGGUAAUAAUUAAUAUAAAGAUAUGUAAUUAAAUAUAAUUAAGUGCACAAUUAAUAGAUUUAAUAUCCUAAAAUAGCAUGACAUACAAAGUAAUGUCUGUUCCAUGCUAUCCCGAACCCCAAGCUACUACAGCUGGACAGAAUCCUCCUACACUGCUUGCGUUUCAUUUCAUUUUCUCUUCCCUUCCCUUCUGUACUGUGGUAGGGGAAAGAAAGCAUGCCCUGCUCUGUUAUCUAUUAGUAGCAGAUGGAAGGGGCUGAUCAGAGCGGUCUUGACAGAACACCCCCCCCUACUCUAGGGUAAAGGGCUGAGAAGGCAGCUGUGCCAUCAUAAUGUGUGCGCAUAGACAGGACAGACUGUACCCACAGUAGCUCUACACCUCUUCGAGUGGAGAAGGAACCAAGCAGUGGUUCAAGAGGGGCUUAAGGCAACCCCAAACCAUCUCAGGGCUCAGCCCUGGAACAACUUCUUUCCAGUGGCAUACGAAAGUGGGCUGUUUAGGCACACCAAGAUCUCCUUUCGCUUACCACCUGAUAAAUAACCCCACACAGAGGGGUGGAGGCUGCCAAGUUCACAGGGUGGGGCUUCCAGGGAGUCUUGUGCCUCCGAAGCCUUUGAGAGAAAACAUGAUAGCUCUGGACUGGCAAGCGAGUUCCAUCCACAGAGAAGGAGCUCACACACUGCAUUCUGUUGGCUCCUCGUCUUUGCUGAGAAGUGCAUUCAGCAGGCGCACCAAUUCACUGAAGAGAGAGACCCACCUUGCUUUUCCCUCCCUCAUGUGGAAAAUCCCUCCAUGUUUUUUUGUUCCUUCCCUUCCCUCCAAGUUUGUCUGCCAUUGCCAGAGACCCGCGUUCCGCUGCCUCAGAUACCGUAGCUGCCACUGAGGCAGGCAACCAAGGCUUUGACUGAAAUAGGCAGUGUGUGAACCGCCACAAGGUAGACUGUGGGUGGUGUUGGCGGCAAAGCAGCAGCAGGGGCUGAGAAGAAGAGCGACCUCCAGGACACAUGCUUCAGUAUGAAAAACACAGAUAUAUAAACUAAUCACCAAAUGGCACCUUAAGCCUAGAUUACAGUUGCCACAACAGACUGUCUAGUUGCCAGUCUCCUCCCCUCCGAGGAGGUUGUUGUUCAUUUCAUUUCUAUACUGCUUUAUAUUUUAAAGAAGAAUCAACACAGUUUACAACACAUUAAAACAUCAAAUAAAACAAUCUAGAAUAAAACUGACAAGAAAUCUCCACAGAUCGGCCAGCACGCUGUCAUGCACCAGUGUCUUGGUGCUGGGGCAUAUGGGGGCGUGCAUGGCAACAGAAAACGCAGCUGCACCCCAGCCAAAUGGUGGAGAUGUCAGUCGCCAAUCCUGGCAACAAGACAUAUUCACUUGGCCGUAACUGGACAUGCUCCUAGAGCCCAGGGAAUUCGGAACACUGGCAGGCUUUAUUACUGCAGUGGUUGCAAAAUUUGCCUUGGCUGCAAGUAAGUUGAGAGCUAGGCACCAAGACAAGUAUCAUAAGGGGGUGUGUGAGAAGUGGAGUGCUUAACUUAUGCGGGCUUUCUCCAACAACUUCUUCUGCUGUAUAUUUCUUCUAAUUAUUGACAUUGUUGUCAAGAGCCACCAAAAAAGGCCUCGCAAGUCACAUGUAGCCCAUAGGCCAUGUGUUGGACCACCCUGACCAUGCGAUUGUGUGUCUGCCCUGCUAAAUUUUGUAUUCUCCAACCCACCCAUUUUCAGGACCAAAGUACAAGCAUUCUGAACUCUUAAAAAAAUCCAAAGUUAAUUCUUAUCUCGUGUGUCUCCUAUUUAUGACUCUUCCAUUUGCUGUGCUGAUAACAUUUUCUCUUAAGGAAUGUGUGUCUCCUUCAAGUAUCCCUACUUGGAACAUUUUCUCCUAACUUCAUUUGAGUCAGCAUGACUACUUGUGAUCAAGCUAUGAGCUUUGGAGAGAGUAGAAUGAAAUGUAAAUCAGCACUGUUUUGUUGGAUGGGUGGCUGGAUAUCAUAGAAUGGAAUGACUGGGGCUGCUACUUGCAUUCCUAAAGACAUAGUUAGCAACUGUUAUUAUGGUCUGGAAAUGCACCCAUACUGCUUUGUGUGUCAAAUGCCUCUUAAAAUAAAAACCCAUUGAACAAAAACUAGGCAUUCUAAUGCAAUAAAUUAUGUCUGGUGUAUUCAGCCUUGUAAGGUAUGUCAGUAUUAGCCUCUUAUUGCAAAUGGAAGGAUGAAAGGUUUGUUUAUGGCCAUCUAAUGAACUCAUUCCAAAGGCAAGAUUAGAACUAUAGACUUCCUGGUUCAUGAACCAGCCUCUGCCACUAUGCAACAGUUGAAGUUGGUUCUGUGCUCUUCAAUGCCUUGAAAUAAGGCAUUCAGAUGCCUCAUUUAGCCAUCCAGUUGAGACUUUCCGGUUCCCUUUUCCCACUGAAAAUUUGCAGUCCUCUGGCUCAAAGAAAAGUUUAUAAAGAUCGCUUGCGCUUUUAAAUGGCAGCAUGGCAUUAAUGGUUUUUAAGUAGCAGAACUUAAAGGGAGCUUAUGAGUGUUUUCUUUUGGGUUGAAAUUCAGUUGCCCAUGGGUACAGAAAUGGGGGCGUUCUGUAUUGCAGUUGGGCAUUGGAAAAGCUAAUGCACAAAAACUCCUCUAGAUAUGGAAGUCUACACUAUCUUGAGCUGGAACUGGGAGAGACAAACCAUGAAGCUUGGCUUGGAAUUACAUGUGAACCAACAUUCACGGUUUGUUUAUCUCCAUGCAAGCUGAUUAGUAGAAGCCAAGGCAUAGUACAAUACUUGUUUUUCAUUUGGGACAAACUAGGAAUGUUGACCUCAUCUAAAGCUAGGUCCAAUCUUGUGGUUUGUUUCUCCCAGCACUGGACAAGACAGAGUGAAGUGUAGUAUACAUUUGAGAAGUAUGCACCAGCAUUCAGCUCACUUACAGUAAGCAAUGGUUUCCUUUCUACUGUGGCUUACUGUAAGAUACGUUCCAGCCCAAUGUCUGUUACGUCUGUACGUGGGCCAUUGUAUACCAAUAGUCUUGGAAACAAUUAUCAUAGAAUGCUUGGAAAUGGUGAAUUUAGAAGUUUGUAUUUGUUUUAGCUCAAACUGCUCUUGAGGACAGCAAUCUGGAAUCUGCCACAUACAUCUAAACCUGAAGCAGCAGAAGUGCUGGUGAUGCAGAAAGCUUGUUUCAGUGCCAAGACCAUUCCUCCACCCUCAGUGUUUUUCAGAGAAGCAGAAGUUUGGCCCACAGUUCAUCAUAGUCAUUUGACAGAAUUCUCUGAGAGCAGCCAAGCCUCGUUGCAAGCUGCAUGCUUUUCUAUAUUUGGUUUUGUUUAAUUUGAUGGUAGAGUAUCCUGGCUGCCACUCCUGAUGUUCAGCUAUAUUGCACCAACAGAACUUGCUUCUCUUUCUCUUUAAAUAAUUUGUUGUUUUUAUGAUGUCAGUGCUUUGAUGUCUUUAGAACCAACUGUGCCUUCCCUUUUCCUCUCUGCCCAAGUUAAGCUUUUCAGAAAGAUCAUGUGUUUCUCAAUAAUUCUCAAAAUGUUUUCUUGUUAGGAAGUAGAAUCUUAAGUGCUUUAUAUUCCUUAUGACCUUUAAUUUAGCUGCUGUGGUGGUGUAACGCCUUCACUGUGUCCCUUUAAACAGUUUCUUGUUCUGUGUGUAGAUAAGCCCUUCCUCUCUUAUCAUAGAGCACUUCUUACUUUAAAUUUGAAGAGGAUUCUGAUGUUCCUAAGCCAGAGGUUUUCGACCUUUUUGAGUCCAGGCGGGGCUUGUAGCCAGGGCUGCUGCAACAAACAGCCAUGCAAGCCUUUGGGAGGCAGAGACAUGAGAGGGCAUCAGAGGAGGGAGGGAAGGAAAGAGGUACAGAGGCCAGUGUUGCCUGCGGCAUCCCUGACCAUCUUUCAAGGCACCCCAGGGUGCCACAGCACACAGGUUGAAAACCACUGUCCUAAGCCUUUAAUUAGCUCUGAGCCAGGGUUGCAUGCACUUGGUUAAAACUCAUUGAAAGGUAAUUCAAAAUCUGCAUUGGCCAAAGAAAGGUUCUGUGGGUUGUAGGGGCGGUUUUCAUCCUUUGCCAUAAUUCCAAUUUUGCUAACUAAGACAGGAGCAAGAAGCCUUGGAAGGCAUCAACUACUAGAAAUCCUGUUUGGCCAGCUUUCAUCAAAUGCUCCCAUACAUUUUCAAGUACCCAUCAUGGAUAGAAACUUUUUAUCCUAAUGAAAGCUGAAAUUUUCAGGACGUUGGAUUAUGUGCCCAGCGUGGAAUUGUGGUAUACACUCAGUGCUGCCCUUAGAAUGCUACCAUUACUAGCCAGUUCCCUGGUAGUUCCCUCCCAUAGCUCAGCUGUGCUCUGCAGUGCCCUGUCCUGCUGGAUGGAAUUUAAAAAUUAAAAAUAAAUAAUCAGUAGCAUUUAAUUAUCACUGUAGAAGUAACAGCUGAUGACUCUGUAGCCAAAGAAACAUUUCAGUAAGCUGUAUAGACUGGAUUUGCUAGAUUUUUCUGUUUGUUUCCUAAUCUUUUUAUCUUUGGUGUCCUAGACGUCAAGAAAGAUUGGUCCGACCAUGCCCUGUGGUGGGAAAAGAAGAGAACAUGGCUCCUUAAAACUCACUGGACCUUGGAUAAGUAUGGAAUACAGGCAGACGCCAAACUACAGUUUACUCCUCAGCACAAACUCCUCCGACUUCAGCUCCCCAACAUGAAGUACGUGAAGGUGAAAGUGAACUUUUCUGAUCGAGUCUUCAAAGCUGUGUCUGACAUCUGCAAGACCUUCAGUGAGUAUCUGCUGGUUAUGGAGCCAAAUGUUGCCUCUUCAUGUGUCAAGCAGCUUGCGGCAGUCAAGCUUGAUACCUGUUCCGUAAUGCGAUAGUUAUCUGAAGCAUCAGCUUUCUAGCAAAUUAGCCUGCUUCCUCUGGAUUGAUUCUUCAACUUCCUAAGGGUUUAUUAUUGCACAUGGCCCUUGUGAAAAUAGGAAAGAAAAACUUUUGGCUGGUGGAACUAGUAAAAUGCCAGUCAGACAGUGGGAAUCUGUCAGUUAUGCACAAAUAUAUUUACUACUUGAGGAAUUUAUACCACACAGAUUAAUAAAAAUCCCAGAGCAGCAUACAACACAUUUAAAACAUACAAAUUAAAACCAUGCAGAAAUAUAGCAAAGAAAAAAAUAAAAUCAUUGGGAGCAGCACAAAAAAACACAAAUCCAGCCAAGGUCAGAUAUAUAUAUAUAUUAAAACUCCUUGCCUUUAACCAGUAGGCACCAGGUGAGGCUCCCUUGAGAGAGCAUUCCACAGGGCAGUUCCACUAAGAAGGGCUUCUCCCAGGGUAGCCCCCUGGCAAACAUAUGAACAUGGAACAGGAACCCUUGAGGAUCUUGGUUGUGAGGGCAGGUACAUGUGGAGACAGGUGGUGCAUCAGGAUCCUACAAAGAUCUGAGAUAGUGGAGCGGACUGAUGUCAUGGGUACUACUGGUUCAAAGACACUAAAGAAGGGGAAAACUGUGUUGUUUCCCCUAUGCAGCUUGUACAAUGAAGGAACAUUGUGGCAGGCAAACAGUUCUAUGCUCUCCAGACAUUCCUCUUCCUCUUGGCUUCCUUAUGGUACAGCCCCAGACACUUGGAGAUUGUUAUACAAUUUAAAAUAGAGUUUACUGGGGGUUUGUGUCCUUGAAAUUGUGGUUUAAUAUGUGGAUUUUUCAUUGGCUUGGUAAAAGAAUGUUCAUCCUGUCAGCAUCCCAUUGAAAUCUGGCAAACACGUCUGGUUUCUUGUUUUGUUUAAAUGGUUUUGAUAUACUUGUGGAUGAUAUCUCCCAUCGGCUGGAGCUCAGUUGGCGCCUUAGUUUCCAAGGAGUUGGAGGAGCUUAAAUGGAAUGGCAGAGGCUUGAGGAAAACUCCUGUGUAGAGGCUAAAUCAACCUCCACAAGGAACAGGGCCUUCUCGGUGGCCAUUCCUAGACCUUUCUCACAAGAGAGUUGCAUUAGGCUUUGUCCAGAAAGAUUGCAGCGAUGGGGUGGAAGAUCAUUCUUUUUUAGAAAGGUGUCUUAUAAAAAAUAUUCCAUGAUUUGGAGUAUAAAAGUUGCUGUAAGGUCUUUGAAAGGCAUAAAACAUGCUAAUAGUUUUAUGUUAAUAGAUAAUAGUACAUUCCAGAAUGGACUUGCCUUCAUUGAAGGUUUUUAAACAGAGGUUGGAUGACCAGCUGUCAGGGAUUAUUUAGCGUGAUUUCUGCAUUGCAGGGGGUUGGAUUAGAUGACCUGUUGGCGAUCCCUUCCAGUGCUACCAUUCUAGGAUUCUCUUUAAGUUGGAACGGUGUUAUAUUAGGCACAUAAUUAUGUGUAUGAGGCAUUAGGAGAGUGGUACAUGCUGUACUCCUUCUGGGGUAGUUUGUAGAGUGACUGCGGCAACCCAGGCAGAUGGACAGGGUUGGUUAGAGCAUGAUGAUGAUAAUGCCAAAAUUGCAGGUUCGAUCCCUGUAUGAAACAGCUGCAUAGUCCUGCAUUGCAGGGGUUGGACUAGAUGAUCCUCAAGGUCCCUUCCAAUUCUGUGAUUCUAUGGUAAUGAUGAUUUGUCCACCUUUGGUCCCCACCCUGCACUCCGCUCUCACCUGUGGCUCCAAGAAGCUGUCAGUGGGCUGUCAGUGGGAAACUGCUGGCCAGCUAAACCAGGUGAGGGUCGCCGAUGGAUCUCAAAUCCUCAGUGAGUUAGGGACUUCUGCUGCAUGCGAAGACAGGCUCUAGUGGAUGAGACCAAUAGUGGGAUCAGUGGUCAAGAAGGUGCCUUCUGUACAUGCUGUAGAGGGGAGGGGGAGCACAUGGGGCUCAUCAGCCUGAGAAGGUAGCCCAUCAAGGAGAAGGUCAACUCUGAUCCUAAACCUACAGUGGCUUGCUGUUAUCUUCGGAAGAAGAAAAAAGCUAAGGUAGAUAAUCCCGAGUGGAGCCCAUAAGACAAGUUGGUGCCAAACAUAUUGCUCUGCUUUGCUUUGGACCACAUCAUCAAGGCUGAGCUUGGGGUCUUGAUGUCUGGGCAGCCCAGGACAUCCAUACACACUUUGGUGCUGUUAACACAGUGGUUUGACUUCACCUCCGGAGGUGCACUCCAUUGUCUCAGUACAGAUGGUUGCCAGCAACAAUUAUAUAAAUUGAAAGUGAAUCAAUAGGGCACUUUUCCCUAAACUAAUAGUAGUCAUUGUGGUUCCCGCCAUGCUGGCUGGGGCUGUUGGAAGUCCAACAACAUCUGGAGGACACUGUGUUAACUACCACUGUUUUAGUUUGAACCCUGCCCGAUUUGAACUAUAAAAUUGUGGUUUUCUUGAGUCAAAAUGAGAGUAUCCCUAAACUUUUUUUUUUAGAUAAAAAGCACUGCCUGUAUCCUUUGCAUUUUAGACUGAAAAAAUCCCUUUAUUUGAAGGUACUGGAAGAUUGGGAGCUGGUCAUAAGAUGUGCUGACACUAAAGGCAGAUUAUGAGGAUGCUGUGUUUAUAAGAAAAAUGGCUAUCAAAAGGCCAUUCUUUUCCCAUAGAUCAAAGCUGCCCAACUUGUUGUCCAAGUUCAAAUCUUUUUGACUCAGAGUUCAAGCUAAAGCUGCCUUAGCUCUUUAAUGUUGCUUGCCUUUGUUCUUUUUUGUUGUGCUGGUUUUGGUGACAUCUUUGUUGAUUUGAUUUGUCUCUUUUAUUGGAUGGUGUGUGUGUGUUUAAAUUAUUAUGAAUAUUGGUGAAUAUAAAUAUUACAAGUUUAAUUUAAAAGAUUUAUACCCUGCCUUUAACUGGAAUGAUAAGGCAGUUUACAACAGAUGUUAAUAAUAUAAUAUGAAAUCUGAUUCAUAACACACAUGUGCAUGCACACAUAAGAAAAUGUAAUAAGAAGAGGCUCACUGGAUCAGACCAAAGGUCCAGCUAGUUGAGGCCAGUUUGUGUUCGUAACACUGUGCUAAAUAUGUGGGUGUUUAGGUCGGUCACACACUUCCUCAGCUACAAUUUAUUCUAAAAGAUCCUGCCCUUCAUCCAGGUUUUGCUUUUUAAAAAGCUAUUGAGAGUGCCUUAGUACCAAACUAGAUGUGAAUUAGACAGCAUGCAAGGGUGAGCUUUUAAUCAGGAUUGCAGUAUGUGAGAUUGAGAGUGGAAUCCUUCCUUCCCCAGUUGCAAUCUCAUUGAAAAUCUCCUGCCCCGCCUCACCAGGAAAAGAGCUCCCAUUGAUACCAGUGAAAAUCUCACAGCCCUCCCUGCUUUUAAAUUAACAACAACAACAACAAUGCCUAUAAAUACUUUCUAAUUAUGUGUUUCACAUCCUUGCAUCUAGUUUGGCCCUCUGUCUUGCUACAGAAGCUGUGCUGAUCAAUUUAAAGUUACAUACUGUUGAAUUCUUCUUUUACUAUGUCAAAUUUCUACUUUGGGUUACUUGUCAAAAGCAAAACACCAUUUGUGCCUCAUGUCUAAUAACCUUUACUAACAUGCCCAUCCAUGCUGAGUGCUAGGAUCUCUGUUGAACCAUAAAGUGGGAGCAUCCUUAAUCAAACAAACUUCUGUUUAUAUGUUGAGAGAGAGAACCCUUACCUACUCAGUGCUGCAGGGAAAAGAAGGGCAUGGGGAAGAGAGCAUGAAUACAAGUGGGCAACCUGUGGCCCACAUGCAGCCCUGAGGCUUUAUUUGUAGCCGAUGGAUUCUUGUUAAAAUUGGCUAUUAGAAUUUGCUCCCCCUCUACUUUAUUCGUAAGAUAAGAGUUGCAGAUAAGAGUUUGAAUAUGUGAAGGGAAAGAUUUCUGAGUGCCCAACCCUGCCCCAUAGCAUUGUUUUUCAGUCAAACAUUUUGAUUUAGUGUUAACAGACCACAGCAACACUUAACUUUGUUUCAUCUGCCUAAUUCUGUGUAUAGCGUCUUCUGAGAGAUGUUGGUGUCAGUAUUGUCCAGCCUUAUUUAAAUAAAGGCCAGUUCUGAAGUGAAAACUAAGUCAGAGUUUGCAACCGGAAUCUUGCAACUUGAGCUUUGUUAUAAUCAAUCUUGUUUUGCUUUUAAAAUAAAAAUGGAUAACUCUUGGCUGACCUAUUUCUGUCAAGAGGCAGGAAGUGAGCCACUAUAAGCAAACGUAUUAUAGCAUCAAAGUGAUAGCCACAAAUUGGAGAAUUAAUUUAAAAGCAUGUAGUAUUAUUGAUGAUUGAUUUUAAAAUAUCCUUCCAGUUCACGUUAGAUCAUUUCCCCUACUGAUUCUGAAGGCUGGGGCAGAAAACAAGCAUAAACCCAUUGAUGUACAACAAAAUUGCACUUUAUUAAAAUGCUUCCUUUAAAAACUACAACAACCCUAGUCACACUGAGUCUAGAAAGCCAGAUCAAAAGGAGGUCUUACUACUCUUCCAAAAAGUGUGUGUGCAGAUUUAGCAGGUGGGAAUCCACAAAUUUCUUUCGGGGAGGAGGGAGAAAUAGAGAGGAGCAGUCAACAAGAUUUUUCUUUGUUGUUCUGAAUUAGGCACAGCAGUAUCAUUAAGAAGACUGCCUCAAAAGUAUGUUGGGCCUAACCCUGUCCACAUGCUGAGAUAAUAUUAUGAGGCUGUUCUCUGGAUAUCCUGUCUUUGGGAAUGAGGCAGGUGGUGACUGAAGAGCUUUGGCUUUUUAAUUGGUGUUUGAUUGGAACUGCUUUAGGCUACUCUGGUGUGUUUGGUCAUUUGUGUUUGCAAUACAGUGAACCCUCCGGAUACAAAUUAAAUUUGUUCCGGGGGUCUGUACUUAACCUGAAAAGUUUGUGAUUGGAGGCGUCACUGCUGCGCGCACACGUGGCGCAAUAGAGCGCUUCUGCGCAUGCGUGCGCAGCAAAACCCAGAAGUAUACACUUCUGGGUUUGCCGCGUUCACAACCCAAAAGUUACGCAUCCAGAGCGGUACGUAACUCGAGGGUUCACUGUAUGUGUUGUGAUACUUGUGGAAGUCUUGACUGAGUGUUUUUAAAUUGCUUAAUGUGCUAUGUGCCUUAAGAUCAUCAUGUUAUAAUUGCCAUACAGUACAGUGGUACCUUGGGUUACAAACGCUUUGGGUUACAAACUCCGCAAACCUGGAAGAAGUACCUUGGGUUGAGAACUUUGCCCCAGGAUGAGAACAGAAAUCACGCGGCGGUGGCGGAAGGCCCCAUUAGCAAAAGCGCGCCUCAGGUUAAGAACGGUUUCAGGUUAAGAACGGACCUCCGGAACGAAUUAAGUUUGUAACCCAAGGUACCACUGUACUUAAAUUUGAGCAGGGGUAGGGAGCCUUCAUCUCCCCACCCCUGAUGUAAAUACAGAAAGAGAAUUUCAUUCUCAAGGGAAAAGUGAAGUAUGUGUCUGUGGCAUUUUGUGCGAUCUUAAACAUUUUAGACUUCUCUUGAGCUUAGCAUAUUAUUUCUCCAGCAAUCCUUACAGCAGCCAUGAGAAUAUGUAUUGAACUCUCAUUCAAAAGUGUGUGCUUGGUGUAAUUAUUGCGGUGUUAAUGGAUUUGGGUGAUGGGACUGAGGCAGGGAGCUUAGGGGCUUGCCUCAAGACAUCGAGCAAAUUUUACAGCUGAAGCAAGAAUUGAUCCAGGACUUUCUGUUUCACAACUCAGCCUCUUAGCCCCUGCCGGACAGUAGCUCUUCUGUAAGUGAGAGUUAAUUUCCUGUAUGCUCUGAUAUACAACUUUGCUGAACUUUGUAAUGUCUUUUUCCAGAUGUGAUCUGUCUUUCCCUCCCCCACUCAAAAAGAAACCCUGUGGUGAUUCUCUCCCCCCCACCCUUGUCUCAAUGCAGCUUGCAUAGAAAAGAACUAGAGGAAACACUGGCUAGUAGUUUCCCACUGGGAUUAAAUUUCUCUGUGCUCCCACCCCUUCACAGGAUAGGCUCUUCCCCACCCCCACUCCUCCCCUCUCCCCUCGGGAGCAGAAGAAAAACAGAAAACUUAAAAUUCUCAGCAUGUUCCUUUAUAAUGGGGCUGUGAUAGCCGUGUCGUAAAUAGUGUUUAUUUUCAUUAUCGUCUUGUUUGUCUGACUACUUAAUACUUGUGGUAGAAUGUCUUGUGUACAAUUUUCCUUUUAAUUCUGAUGGCAGGGAAAACGCAACCUAAAUUUGAUGAAACUUAAUGAAAGGAGAGACUUUCUAUUUUUAACAACUACAUUACUGGAUGAAUCAUGCCGAGGGGGUGGUGUGUACAUGUCACAUCUUCCAUGUUUGUCUCUGUGUGCUUUUCUGCUCUCCCUUUUACUAUUAGAGUAAAAGAGCGUCCCUCUUCAGCUGAAUUCUUAAAUAAAUUUCUUAACGUUUGCUAGAUGAGUGGAUUUUUUCAUAAUGGGCAGUGUAGCAGCUAUUUAACAAAAUAUUUUUGUUCGUUCUUUGAUUCUUACAAGUAGAUUUAUUGGGAUUCCGUGAUAAAGUGUUGUUUAGUCCUUUAGUUGUGUCCGACUCUUCGUGACCCCCUGGACCAGAGCACGCCAGGCACUUCUGUCUUCCACUGCCUCCUGCAGUUUGGUCAAACUCGUGCUGGUCUCUUCGAGAACACUGUCCCCCCAUCUUGUCCUCUGCCGUCCCCUUCUCCUUGUGCCCUCCAUCUUUCCCAACAUCAGGGUCUUUCCCAGGGAGUCUUCUCUUCUCCUGAGGGGGCCAAAGUAUUGGAGCCUCAGCUUCAGGAACUGUCCUUCCAGUGAGCACUCAGGGCUGAUUUCCUUCAGAAUGGAGAGGUUUGAUCUUCUUGCAGUCCAUGGGACUCUCAAGAGUCUCCUCCAGCACCAUAAUUCAAAAGCAUCAAUUCUUUGGCGAUUAGCCUUCUUUAUGGUCCAGCUCUCACUUCCAUACAUCACUAAGCCACUCCAGUAUCCCUGCCAAGAAAACUCCAUGGACAAAUACAACAGGUUUUCCAUGGCAAAGUACAUGCUCCUAACAAAAUACCUGAAGCUGUGUGUGCAAAUAUACAAGUAUCAUUGUCUUUCUCUCUACCCCCAUCACUGUUACCUUGUGAACUUUUGUUUUCCAGAAUCCUCCUGUUUGAGAGGGAAAAGCUGUGUGUAGCCCCUAUCCCCCUAGCUCUUUUUUGUUACAAAUCCUGUCACUAAACUCUUCUGGUUACGCUUUCCCCCUCUGGAAAUAACUCUUCUACUCUCCUCACCCUCCUGGUUGUGAAAAGGCCUGGAUAAUGAUAGUCUUUAAGACAGCAGCCUGAGCCACAGUUUCCCCUUGUGCCAGAAGGGAAAGGAUGUUUAUUCUUAGAUAGCUGUGAGAGUUGAAGGACUUCAGAGAAUCUGAGUAACUGUGGGACACAUGGCUCUUUGGAACCCGUGAGUGAAGAGCUGGGUAAAAAUAGGCUGUUAAAAUGCUUGACUUUGUGGUGGAAGAGAAAUGACUUUCAUAGCACUAAUAAAGGGAGUGUGUCCAUGUCCUCCUUCAAUGGAUCAUGGCUCUGGUAAAGUAGGGGUGGGUCGGCACAAUUAUUCUGGCAACAGCUGCCAAUGCCAUGCAUCAUUUGGCUCCCAGUGCACUGCGCAAGGGGGCAGAGAGGGAGAGGCUCAUGUAUGCACCAUCCUCAAGGCAUUUUGGGCACCUUGGAACCAGUCUCCCUUGGCAUAAAGCAAGAUAUCACUUUGCUUGUCAUCUGUUAUUACUAGGCAUAGGGCUCCUGUUUGGCCCAGGCAGCAUAUCACGCUCUUGGCCUGGGCAGCAUGUUGCUCUUAAGUGUCAGCACACCCUACUCCCGUCACUGUUUUUGUGUGCAGCGCAGAACGGAGGAAGUCACAUGUUGUGCUAGUGCUACUUGAGGCUUAUUCUUGAAGACGCAGAACACAUAGGGAAAUAGAGGAUUUGAAAAGCUAUGAUGGUGUUUAUUUAGAUUUUUCACACCACCUUAAGAGAGACCUUACUUUGCCUAAUAUACUGAAAUCAAUUUAUAUUUAGUGUUCAAGAUAAAUGUCUUAAGGAACAACAGUAUAUAAGGCAAUUUCAUAGGGGAGACCUUAAAGAAAAAUAUUAAGUGAGCCGCCACUUGCAAAUUUUCUUGUGAAACUGAGGUAAUACAUGGCUUUGGGGUGUGUGUGUUAGAAACUGUAUUUUGUGCCCAUUAGGAUUUCCUGGUGUCUGAUUAAGAACAGCGGUAAAAUGAUGCAAAGUAGAAAAAGAAUUUGAUAUGAAACAUAGCUGAGUAAUCUUGCUCGCAGUGAAUUGGGCAGUACUGACCAGGCUGAAUUUUGCCACCAUACUAUCUUUCUUUUAAAUGCUUAGGUUUUUGGAAAUUCUUGCCUUCUCACACUUCUGUUAAGUGAGCAUGUUAUGAACGUGUACAAUUACAGCUCUUUUUUAUGCUCUGUGUUUCUUGAAGGGUAGAGUACAGCAUUUUCCUUGUAGCACAGAAGGCUCAUAUACCAGAACACUGAUUGCUUUGUUCAUCAAUGAAGACUGAAAGUCCAGCUUAUCAAGCCUAGACAAAACCCAUUGGGAGCAGUGUUUUUAUUAGCAAAGCUCUAGAACCCAGAUGUUGGGAAAUAUUGAGGGAACAAGGAGAAGGGGAUGACAGAGGACGAGAUGGUGGGACAGUGUUCUCGAAGUUACCAACAUGAGUUUGACCAAGCUGCGGGAGGCAGUGGAAGACAGGAGGGCCUGGCGUGCUCUGGUCCAUGGGGUCACGAAGAGUCGGACACAACUAAACAACAACAAAGAACCUGAGCAUCUGAGACUUAAUACUUCUCGGUGUAUACAAAUUAAUGGAGUGGGUGGGGGAGGGGUGGGGAAGAGUAGGGAUAUAAUCAUUUGAUUUCCUCACAAGUCAAUCUGUUGACAACAUACUAACUGUCCUGUCGCUGUAUACAUUGUGUUGGUUUGGGCCCAGUUCUCCAAUCUGUUAAGGUCAUUUUGAAUCCCGAUUCUGUCUUCCGUGGCAUUAGCUAUGCCCUCCCAGUUUGGUGUCAACUGCAGAUUUGAUGGGCACCCCCUCAAUUGCUCUGUCCAAGUCGUUUAUAAAGACAUUGAACAACAACGGGCCCAGGACAGACCCCUGUGGCACCCUACCAAUGUAACCUUACUGUACAAAGUACCGUAUUUUUCGCUCUAUAACACACACCGGACCAUAACACGCACGUAGUUUUUAGAGGAGGAAAACAAGAAAAAAAAUAUUCUAAAUGAAACAGUGGGUGUAUGAUUUUUUGUGGUUCAUGCUGUGGCCACAGACAUGUGAUCUGACAGUGUGUUUGGAGUAGCUCAAUGCAAAAAUGCUGAGGAUGCAUGUGGAUCCAUGCUUUGUAACCACGUUUUUGCACCACUGCGACCCCAGGCAACAGUGGGUGCGUGAUUUUUUUGGUGCAAGAUGUAGCCAUGGACAUGCUAUGUGAUCUGAUGGUGAAUUUGGGGUGACCCAGUGCAAAAAUCCUGAGGAUCCAUGUGGAUCCGUGCUUUGUAACCACGUUUUAAGUGGGGAGGGAAGGAAAAGCACUCAAGGGACAAGGAGCAUGCGUGGGGUGUGUGGAGAAGGAUGCUGCUAAUCAUGCUAUUUAGCAAGCUGAGUGAGGAGGAGAGAGGGACAGAGAGCCUGCUUGCUUUAAAGGAGCCAACCGGACAGGAGCCGGUUACACUUACACUUACACUUACUCGUGUAAGCGGCUCCUCUCCUCUCCCGCUUUGCUCCUUUAAAGCAAGCAGGCUCUCUGUCCCUCUCUCCUCCCCACUCAGUGGCUCUUCUCCCGCUUUGCUGUUUCAAAGCGAGCCACGGAGGAGGGAAGGAAGGGGAACCAUGGAUCCUCUGCUCACGACUGCAGCAGAUCCCCCCCCCGCCACCCGUAGGCAUUCGCUCCAUAACACGCACAGACAUUUCCCCUUACUUUCUAGGAGGAAAAAAGUGAGUGUUAUGGUGCAAAAAAUACGGUAAGUCUUCUUUUACUCCAUUCUCUUUUGCAUCUGGCCCCACCCACCACUGGCUUGCAGCUCGCAGAAGGAUAUUUUACGUUACACAUUCCAGAUGCUGGCCACAGAUUUUUUUUAAAGGUUAUUAAAGCAGAAGGGAUGUUCUGGAGAACGGGGAUUGCACCAGGGGAGCAUUGACUGUAAAGGAUGUUGCCCCCUUUGACUGGGGGACCUUGGCUUUCAGCACGCUUUAGUCAGCUCCUGCUUCCUUGCAGUGGCUUUCCAAAAUGCACAGCUUAUGUCUACACACAGUGCACACAAAUGGCAAAGGAGAAUGGUGGAAUCGAAACAUUAAGGGCUAGGGGGACCAUAAUGGUUUGGAUCAGUCUCUGGUUUGGAUUUUACUCGAAACUGCAUACACAGGUUUCUACCUAUGUUUGGGAGCAAGUUUAUCUGCAACAGAAAUAAUAGCAUUUGGGUUCAGACUUUAGUGACUGUUUCAAAAGCGUGGUCAGUCAUGGAGUAAAUUUGCACCAACACUUCGCCUAAUUCAAGGGUCAUCAACAUGGUGCCCUUCAAACAUUGUUCGACCAACUCUCACCAUGUGUGUGCUCACCAAAUAACUUGUGCCUCACAGCUUCUGCAAAGCACUUUGGUAUGCCUUUUAUCUGUACAGAUAAAUUCAGCAACUGUUCUUGGUGAAGAUGAAAGUGGCUGCGUGACUAAGGUGUGUGUUCUUGUAAAGGAUGUUCUGUCUCUUCAGGUGUUGAAACAUAAUCUUAUUGUGUAUCAUUGGUAUUUUGAAUGGGUGGCAGUGAAACAAAGCUAGGCAGUGAGGUAGAAAUCAUCUCCCAAAGUUGCUAUGCACUAGCCUAUAUGUAUGAUUGGUGUAUGUUCCCCCCCCCUUUUUUUUCCAGGGAGAGGGUCUCAAUCAGGACAGAAUGUCCUCUGGCAUUCAGAAAUGCUAUUUAAAAUUUCCACCCCUAUGACUGCCAAUAAAAUUCUAUAAAGAGCUGCUUGGUGCUUCCAGUUGCACAUGUUAGGUGACAACUGGCUACAUCUUGAUAGGCAUAAAAAAGCAAGCCUGGGAGGAACAAAAACUCUGCAGAAUGGCAUAAUGCCUGAGCUUUUAUAUGUGCUGUUAAGUAAAGGGAGGUAAUAUGAAACUGACUAGGAGAUAAUUUGAAACAGAUAUUGUUUCUGCAAAAAUCUUUUCAGAUUUGGAAUAUUUUAAAGUAAGGGCGAAGAAGGAGAAAGGUGGGGUUUGCCUGUAAAGUCUACAACAUUCAUAAACUCUCAACUUCUGACUUGGCUAUAGAACAGUUUCUGCUGCCUGUGUAGCCAGGUUUUAACUGCCAGUUAUUUUGAAAUAUUGGUAAGUGCAGUGCUGUUGAACAGAACAGUUAGAUUGCUUGCAAAUUGAUAGUCCCUCUGUGAGGCUCAACCCCCAUUAACUGUCAGGGGUUGUGUAUGGCCAGCAUGACAUUUAAACUGGAUCACUGGUCUGCUACAUUGCAGUACUGGCCAGGACAUAGCCAAAAGUUCCCUUAAAGUGAAAACAAUUCUAUUGGCAGCCAUGUCCUGUUCCUGUCUGCUUCCUGGAGACAAAAGCGUAAUUAUCUGUUGCCUUUGUUUUAAAACCUUUGCAGAUCAGAUUAAAGUAUCCAUUGCAAAGUGGAAAAGAUUUGGACAGGGCAUGAGUGUAGUUGGUUGCAUACUCGUAUCGUUACUAGUGAGGACUAAGUGUAUCUCUCAUUAGUCAUGGCUAUUAAUAAGGAUAUAGGUGCAUUGGUCCCAGAAAAAAUAACCUGAUAUCUAUCAGAUUAGAUGGAAUAACUUGUAGCAGCAGCACCUGCUUUAUUCUUCUGGCCUGGACAGUACUAUAUCACCUAUUCUCCAAGAUCUGAUGGGAGGAAAUUUUCCGGGGAGGGCAUUCUCCCAAUACAGCCAGAAACUUGAGUCCUCGAUUGUCAUGUCUCUUAGAUUGUAAGCCAUUUUGGGAACCUUUUUGGCUUAGAGAGCAGGGAAUCAAUGCUUUAAAUAAAGUGAGAAGGAGAUGGCCUUCAUCUGAAAAUAACACCUUGAAAGUGUCCUAAUGGAAUGUUUAAAGAGAGUCCCCUUGUAGCCUAGUAUUCAGUCUUCCCAAAGUUGUGUUGCAAAGCUCAAUUCUAGCUCCAAAAUCUGGAGGCUUUUAAAUUAUGAGAAUGAGUUCUCAUCAUCUUUUAGUAGGCUUCUGGAUAAAGAGAAAUAUGAAACCUGUGGCUAAUUGUUGUUAAGGCCUCAGACUUACAGAGGAUCCCAGUGGGAUUUUCCUGGCAAGUAAUCCACACACCUUUCUGUUCCCUGUAGCUCCCCCCCCUCUUUACUUUAGCAUGUCUUUUGCUGUGUUCCUCAGAUAAAAACUUCAAACAGAGGAAAGAUAAAUCAGCAGCCAGUAUGGGAAGGAAGUAAAGUUUUAUGAUAUGUCAGUUGGCCUAACUUGCUACUGAAACAUACCUCCAAUGAUCCUUCGAAUGGUUUGGCAUUUGCAACUGGAAAGAGUAGGUAAUGGAGACUGUUGCCUGCAAUUAGCCUUCUGAAGAGGUAGUUCAAGGUGGAGGUGUGUAAAUGUGCACUACUUUGGAAGUACAGGAAGGUUAAAACACCUCCAUUGGCAUCCUACUUGGGAAUGAAUGACACAAGCAUGUAUUUCAAACCACUUUUUGUGAGAGAGGCAGGAGUAGAUGCAGCUCUCUAGCAAAGUGUGUCUUUGCUGGAAAAUCUGUAUUUGCUGUUAAUGUGUAAUGUGUGAAAUGGCCUUCAGAUCCCCAGGAUUUUUCGGUAUGUCAAAGGCAAAGUAUGUCGUUGUUGGCAUCCAUCUGUCUCAAGAGACAGUGGAGCAGUGCACCUUUGGAGAUGAAGUCAAACCAUCAGAGAGUUACAGUGCCUGCUGUGGCUGAAGAGACCAAUACGGGAGAGACCUGUUUUGUUGUGGCUGGGGCAGAUAAAGACAAAAAUGAAGGCACUGAAAGUAAUAAAACAUACUAAUUUUAGCAUGUAUAACAGAGCCCUGUGUAGAAAUGUACUUUCUACGGAUAGUCAUCUGAAAAAAGUUAAUUACAGCUUUGAUUUAAGAUUUCACUGGUACUAGUAUCCACUCCACUUGCCCAAAUUGACUUGUGUUAAUCCACAGUGUUAAUUCUUUCUUUCUUUCUUCCAUCUGUUUUGUUUUCUCUUUUCUUCUUUAUUUUUAUUUAUAUUAGUUUGAUUUUUAGUGUAUUGUAUGGUGAAAAGUUUCAAUAAAAAUAUACCAAGAAUUGGAAUGUUUCCCAUUAAAAAUCAUUAAUUUUAGAACAUUUUCCAGCCUCCACAUAUUGAAAGUAACCUUUUUGUCAACGAAAACCUACAUCUGAUAGUUAUACAGUACAUUGCCAUUCUUUUGUGACUCAUAAGCUUUUUCUUAAUCUGAUUCCGCCCCCCAUGUGUUUCAAUUGUUUUAAAAUCCAUGUAGAAAAUUCCUAAAAUGUAGCGAGAGCCUUCUCAUGUAGAUGAUCGGGGAGAUUAUUUUGGCAGGAAACAAUUCCACUGCUUGCAAGUCUCUCUUCCCUCUUUUCUCUCUCUCUUACUGUUUUAUAUUUUUAUGUCUUCAGUAUGUUGGGACACUUCCAAUUAGCCUUGCUUCCCGAAAGCUCAUUGGCACUGCAACAGACCCUCCCCUGAAAAAGAGCAUUCACAAAGUGCUGUUUCAGCUUUGGAGAGAAUGGAAACGCUUGACCUUCAUUCAAGUGAAUAUUUUAAGCAUAGGCCAAAUGCAUAAAUCGCCAAUAAAACAUCCCAAACAUGCUUUCUUUAUAUAUACAGUAUAUAAUGAUCUUGGUAAAACUGAUGAAGGACAAAUUAACUUCCAGUUCUGAUCCAGUUGCUCUCUUCACAUUAUGUGUAGUCUUCAUUUGUGUGCAAAUCCUUUUGCAUUUGUUAGCCAACUCCCACCCCACUAUUCAUUUCUCACGUGUAUCUUAACAAAUCCCCCAAAUAAUUACUAAGCAGUAGUUCAUUGGCAAAAGACUGAACUAUGGUCCAUGAAGAUCCCACUUAAAAUCUCACUUCUGAUAUAAACUCUGUUAAUGUCCAUAGCUUCUGUCUCCAAGUUGGACUCAAGAUUUAAAGUCCAAGAAGACCAGGUCAGUGCAGUGGGGUGAGGCCCUAUUACUGAAUAUCUGAUAAUAGUUAAAAUUAUCCAGAUCUUAAGAGUAGAAUUAUCCAUGCAUUCAGUUGAGUAGAAUACAUGGAUAAUUCAGUGAAAUGUUACCCUUGCUUUUGUGGUAAUGUUUGGUAUGUGGCUUGUUUGAAAUCACCUCUCUCCCUUCAAAGACAGCCUUAUUAUUGUUAGUUAAAUUGCAUAAAACUCUAACUCUGGUGGAAGAUCAUCUCUCAGAUUCCCAUAGCAAUAAAAAUCUAGUGGCAAGUCCUGUCUGAGGUUUCUUUGUUCUUAAUGUCGAUGUGUGACAUCAAUAUCAUUAAUGAUUCACUGGAGCCAGACAGUGCAGAGAAAUAUCCCCACAUUCAGUUGCAUUUCCUUUUUUAAGGGAAUUUCUCCAGCCCUAAAGUGGAUUUUCCCAACUUUUCAGCUUACAUGCUGUCUCUUUCCACCCCCUUUUCAUUUCUCUGAAACCACAGGCUUUAGUGUACUGACAUGUCACAAAAGUUUUAAACACUGAAACACUUGGGGGGGGGGUUGUUUGUUUUUUAAAGAAGUGUUCCAUCUUAGAGAAUUGUAUUUUGUCCUUUGUGUAGCUUCAUCUGUAAUCACUUGGGUUUGAUAAAUCUAAAUAGUCAUAAUUUGGAUGGUCAUGCAGUUUGUCUCUUGUGCUCUUCAUUUCUCCAUGUCCUGAUGUAACUUAUUAAGCAUGUUAAAAAUGUGCCAAGAAAAUCUUUAAAUCACUUGGGUUGUGCUUUUGUGUAUGUAUGUUUUUGCUUAUGCUCGGGCAGGAGUCAUGAUCACAAAGCCUUGUUCUUUAAAAAAACUUAGGAACCAUCCUUUGUUCACAAGAUCAGUAGCACAAUAUUUACCGUAGGUUGUGAGUUUCUUUAGCGAAAGACUUAUUUCUCUCUCUCCAGGAAAGUGCCACAUAACUUUAGGUAUGAAUAGAUUCAGAUCAACAAAGCAUGGUUUCCUGGGAGCUGUUGUACCUUAUGUCCUGUAGACUGCCUGGUCUUCCCCAUAUAGGGUAAACCAGAGUCCAUUGUCAAGAUAGCUGCAUGAGUUUGAAUCACACAUCUUUUUGCAGUCUUGAAAUGCACAUACAGUGGUACCUCAGGUUAAGUACUUAAUUUGUUCCGGAGGUCCGUACUUAACCUGAAACUGUUCUUAACCUGAAGCACCACUUUAGCUAAUGGGGCCUCCUGCUGCUGCCGCACCGCCGGAGCACAAUUUCUGUUCUCAUCCUGAAGCAAAAUUCUUAACCUGAAGCACUUUUUCUGGGUUAGCAGAGUCUGUAACCUGAAGCGUAUGUAACCUGAAGUACCACUGUCUAGUGACUUCAGUAGGACAUCUGUGCCCAUUUCAACAGAGUUCCCUCCCCUCCUUGCAAGGAGGUAGGAGAGACCCAGAACAAUGGUGUGCAGAAAUUUGGGAGUGUUGCUUCUCUCCUGUCUGCCAGGAUACUUGAUAAUGCCUUGCUUGAGUGCAUUUUCUGGGUAGCCUGGCUAUUCCUUUGAAAUGUGUUAGUUCCCGAAUCUCUUACACAUAUUGAAAGUUUGCUCAGCUUAACAGAUACUUGCCAGACUGUAUUUGCAGGGAGGUGUAAGCCCCUACAGUCCAAAGACAAUUGGAAAGCUUUCCCAGUUUCCUUCUUCCUUGCAGAGAAAUAUGAAGUCCAUUUGGGAGAGUCAAAAUGGCUUCAGGAUUGCUCUCCUGUACUAUUUCAGAUACAUGGUUUAUAUACUUAUGCCUUUAUGUUUAUGAACAUUUAUUCUAUAUUUGAGACCUUAGAAUUCUUAUAACAGUAUGUUUCUGUGAAAAUUGGCACAGCAUUUUCUUAGCUGUGUGUUCUGCAACGAGAAUCAAUGAAACACGACCAUACCCCUUAAUGAUCAAGCACAGCAGUCGUUUGACCAACCCUGAGGCUUUGAGCUUACUUUAUUCUGUUCCAUUUUUUAAAAGAACAUUUAAGUAGAAGGGGUUUACUUUCCCCUCCAGGGGAAAAACUAGUGAAAACUGAGAUAAUAUCAAUGAAGAAAAACUCUCUAGGAAUCGCUCGGCCUGCCCUGCUUUGGUUGUUUUCAACUUUAGGUGGCUUUCUGGAACAUACAUAGUUAUUGAGGCAUACAACCAUGGGGGAAAAGGUUUCAGAAAUUGUUUUCUAUCAAAAUGAACUCCUUUCCUUUCUGUGUCAUUUCAGAAUAAUUGGAAAGAAGGAUAAACUUUUUUUAAAGCUGGGAAAAAUGGGGCAGGAAGGAACAGGAAGAAAGGAACUCUGGUGGGAUAGAAGAAUAAGGCAGUUUCAGAGGGUGUCAGGGCCAUGUAAAUCAAGAUCAAGGUCAGCAGGUUUCCCACCUGUGUGUUACGUGUUCAUUUUGCAUCCAAACACAGGCCAGGGUAAAGGGGAAAGCAGAGUGACAAUCGUGUUGCGUGAGCAUCGGACAUGUAAGGUUCCUCUGUUACUAGACGGUACCACAUCAGCCUGCCGGGUGGGGCAGGAGUUGUGUAUUUAACUCCUUUGUCCCAUAUUAAGGGUUUGCAUGUAUGUUGUGGAUAAAACUAGAACUCAUCUCUCUGAAAUCCAUGCUGACCUUGUCAUACUAGUUUCAUAGGUGCAGGGAUGGCUUACCUGUGGGAACAGCCAGUCUUUCCCUUACAGUUGAGCAUCAGCCAUGCAAGACAGUUGCUUGCAUGUUCCAGCUCUUAACUAGGGUCAUUUCCACAUUUACUGUGUUUUCUCUGUUGGCUGAGAGAAGGGUUUGUGGGGAAAACUUGUAGAGGGAGGAGAGAGAUGGAGAAAAGUGGGGGAGUAGCUUGAUGACUAGAGAAAGGGAAACUAUUUAAAGGCCUUGAGAAGAGCGCUUGGGAAGAACCCUCCAUUGCACACAAUGUUAAGAAAUACAAUGGUACCUCGGGUUACGUACACUUCAGGUUACAGACUCCGCUAACCUAGAAAUAGUGCUUCAGGUUAAGAACUUUGCUUCAGGAUGAGAACAGAAAUCGUGCUCCGGCGGAAGCAGGAGGCCCCAUUAGCUAAAGUGGUGCUUCAGGUUAAGAACAGACCUCUGGAACGAAUUAAGUACUUAACCCGAGGUACCACUGCAAUAGAUUUUUUAAAAAGUAGAAAAGCCGUCUUUAUAUUGCAUAGUCUUAUGAUGUUGGCAGUGGAUAGUUGGUAUUUGGUACUGUGCUAGGAGGAGGAGCUCAUUGUAACAGUGAAGUUCUUGAUUGGUGCAGCAAAUGGGGCUGGUCCUAGCAUCAUCCAAGCAGAGGGAAAUUCCCUUCAGAAGCUUGUCCUAAGUCUGAAAGCUCUGGCCGUCUGAUUAAAGGGCAAGAAACAAUAAAUGGCAUUCAUACAAGGGAAUGCAGUACACAAGUGAAUUCCACCGCACCAACUCCCACCGAAAUGAUUUUUUCCUACUAUCAUGCAAUGGCUGUCUGUGUGUGAGAGAUGGAAUUGACAGAUUUAGUUAAUUUACACUGACAUAGAAAGUCAGUUGCCUUCUCUGAAGUACGGAAAGUUUCUGGAGUAUUACACCAAGUUAAUCCUCAGUAAAAUAAGUACAAUGUAAUAGUGUUCUUUGACAGCGGGAAGUUGCAGGAGGAAACUUAAAAGUUAAUGUUUCUCUCCUCCCCCCCCCCCCCACUUUUUUUUGUUACUGCUCUUCAGUUGCAGAGAACAAACUGGGAAAGCUGUCAGUUUCGAAGCAGUGUUUUGCUUCUGGCAAAAUGUGCUUUCUCAGUUAUAUUCAGCAAGGCUAAUUUUGCAAAUUCCCUUAAGACCUCAGCUAUUUACUUUUAUGCACCCAGGUGUAGUUGCUGGAAGAUCAUUCCAGCAUACCAGACAACAAAGGUUUUUAGUCUAGAGAUUUUGUGAGUUGAUUAAAACGGCAAACCCUAUCUUCAGGCUUUCUUUUUCCCCCCCUUUUCUUUUUACUGUUGCAUAUGAUUCUGAAUGUAACCUGUAUACCUUUGCGCUCUGCCUUUGCAAUCCAGCUUCUGCAGUAAUUGGAAAACGGGACAAACGUUGCCAUCUGGUAGUCCUUAAGCCCAUGGAAUUUCUUUGCUUCAGCUACAGAAACUAAACAGCACAAUUGCCAAGACCAUCUCUUUAUUCAAAACAUGUUUUAAAACCCUUUUUUUUGGAAAGCUUUCAUUUCAUUCUGUGAAGGAAAGGUGGGGUUAGACUCCUCACGAUACACUUAGUGGGUGAUUAAAAAGGGCUCUAGUAAAACACCCAAAAUGGCGGCUUCUUCAUCCCCAUGCAUCCACUUCAUGUGUGUACCAUUAGGAAGCUGAACUCUUACCAGGGAAUUCAGGCCUUGAACUGAGAACUUGUCCAGUGUUGGGACCUAACCUAUUACAGUGGUACCUCGGGUUACAGAUGCUUCAGGUUACAGACACUUCAGGUUACAGACUCCGCUAAUAGUACCGCUAAUAGACUCCCAGAAAUAGUACCUUGGGUUAAGAACUUUGCUUCAGGAUGAGAACAGAAAUCACGCACUGGUGGGGCAGCGGGAGGCCCCAUUAGCUAAAGUGAUGCUUCAGGUUAAGAAAGGACCUCCGGAACGAAUUAAGUACUUAACCCGAGGUACCACUGUAGUGUGCGUUCAACCCCCAGAGCCCUCUUCCAGCACACAAGGAAUAGAGAGGACACACCACCAGCCCAGGCAGUUUGAGGCCUCUGUGUUAUUCUGGUUCGAAAUAAAUACUGGAGCCAGGCUUUGUGCCCUUCUGACCAAGCAGAACCAACAUGGAUGGGAAACUGCACAGACUCAAGGUCCGGGUCCUGGUUUUAGCCCCCUCUCAUUGUUUGACUCUUCUACUCUGCCUGAAGCAUGCUCUCGGUAGUUGGGUUCAUACCCAGUGGUCAAACCAUACCUCACUCAGCCUCACACCUUCCUUCCUCAGCUCCUGCCAGUGCACUGGAUGUAGCCUAAAGAGGCUUCCCCCGGCAUACAAGUUGUCUUGUUCCAGUUAUCCUACACUUCCGUUGGUCUACCAAGAAGUACUUAGGGUUGUUUUCACUCUGUACUGAAUGUUUUUGAUAAUGAGCAGCAGGGCAUAGUAUGGGAAAAGAGCUGCAUGUUGGUUCACAUGAUCUAUUUUCUCAAAUCCUGGGAGCUCAGACCUGCUAGCACUUUCCUGAUCAAGCCUAACUUGGGAUACAGAUCAUUCAAAUGUAACCAGUCACACACACACACCCCGCCCAUAAAUUUGCAUCCUGUCAUUUUGGCCUGAAUUGGGUGGCAGGCCCUUAAGGGGGUUUGCAAUAACAACAUACAGAAAGUGGUUUUAAAGCACUCAGUGUUCCAGUUUAAAAAAAACAAACAGUAACAUUUCAAGAACUUCAGCAAUAGCACUGCAGAAUUUAAAUACAGAUCUAAACAAAGCUAGUUGGCUAAUUAUUCUUUUGCAACAGAAAAACUUUAGCCUUGUUGACAGCCAUGCAUAAGCUGGCUUGUUCAGAUAACCUAAAGUAGGUAUCGCGACUGGGAAUGAGGAUAUUUGGCAAAUGUGUGGAACCCCCCAGUGGUUGCUGUAACCUUCCAACAAUUUAACUCCACCCCCAAAGGUGCAUUCCUCCAUUGUAUCCUGAGACAGACGGGUGCCAACAAAAGUGGCCAACCAGAUGUCCUUAGAACUCUUGCAAGCAAGAUUUGAAGGCACCACCUGUCCUUUGUUUUGCCCCAGCUCUUGGUAUUUAGAGGUGUAUCCUAAAAGUUCCAUUAAGCUAAGAUGACAAAUAAUUAAGCAUAUUCACAGGAUACUACUAUGCAACUGAAAAUAGUUCAUUAAAUAUAUGUAACACCUUAAGACCUCUUGGAAGCAUAGAAGACUCUAAGAAUGGUUAUUACACUGAGACAAAUAUUGUUGAAAGAAAAUGAGAACAUUUGUUUUUAUUUGUGGAGGGAGUUCAAUCUCCUGAUAACCAUGUUGGGAUUCUUCACAUUUUCUUUUUCUUAGGCAAGUGAAGGAGUUGAUUGAUUUUUCCAAGAAGCUGUCCUUUCAGAAGCCUGAUUUGGCUUCUAGCCCACAACUUGGAAACCUCAUUCUGUCACUUUAAUCAUAAUUGAAUGCCUUACUGCCCUAGAAAUAAGCACUGUCUGCCCCAUAGUAACAGCUACUGACUGCUGAUGAACUAUAAAUAAAAUCUACCCCAUGAGUAUGGCAAGCCAAAAGGCAAGGUAAUGGCAGUAUAUGUAUCAUUGUCUCAACCGAAAGACCUUGAAUGCUUUACUUCUUGUGGUACUUAAACAUAAUAAGUGGUUGGCUGGCAUCUCUCUAUCUUGGGAGACAAUGUGCCUUUGAGAGUGAAAUCAAACAGUUGGAAGGUUACGACGCCUGCUGCAACUGUAGAGACCGAUAUGGAAGAGACAGGUUUUGUUGUAAUUGCGACAGGUGAAGGCACUAGGUUUUGCUGUUCCAGAUGCACCAUGGCAUUUCUUCUCUUUCCUGGCACGGCCCCCUGCCAGCUUUUAAAGUUGAGAUUCGGCUUGCUCAUUUCCAAGACACUCUACAAGACUUGUUUACUUGGAGGCAUGGGCUUCCCUGAGGGAACAUGGGUCUUUCCCAUUUGUGGCAGUGCUGCUGCUGUGUUCUUUGUGAUAAGAUGGAGAUCAGCCCCAUGGGCUUCUCCAGCUGUUUAGCCUUGACUCCUGGCUGGUUGACAACAUACCCUGCUGCUAGGGAAUCUCUCCACUCUGUGUAUGGGGCAGGACAGGGAACCAGCAGAACUGCCUCCCCUUCCCUGAUCUCUGCAGACAAAGGGUUGGUGGCCUCCCAUCGAUUGACUUGGGCUGCUCCCUGCCAAAGGCGUCCUCCAUACCCUGCCAGCUCUUCCUCCUCGGACAGUUCAUCCCUUAGCAACAGCCACCCCAGACCCAAGUCAAUCAGUAUCACGAGGCCCAUACCACCACCACCCCUCCCAGGGUAGCCUCACACCCUAGUCCUUGGGUGCUGGCUUUUAAGAUAGUACAGUAUAUGUGCAAGCAAUUAUGGAGCAUGCACGUUGGUAGUGGCUCCCCAUCUCUCUCUCUCUCUCUCUCUCUCUCUCUCUCUCACACACACACACACACACACACAAUAUUACAGAUCAGAUCCAGAAGGUGCUGCUUUCUAACUUCCAGCUUCACUGGUUGUUGGUUGUUUAGUCGUUUAGUCGUGUCCGACUCUUCAUGACCUCCUGGACCAGAGCACGCCAGGCACUCCUGUCUUCCACUGCCUCCCGCAGUUUGGUCAAACUCAUGCUGGUAGCUUCGAGAACACUGUCCAACCAUCUCGUCCUCUGCCGUCCCCUUCUCCUUGUGCCCUCAAUCUUUCCCAACAUCAGGGUCUUUUCCAUGAGUCUUCUCUUCUCAUGAGGUGGCCAAAGUAUUGGAGCCUCAGCUUCAGGAUCUGUCCUUCCAGUGAGCACUCAGGGCUGAUUUCCUUAAGAAUGGAGAGGUUGGAUCUUCUUGCAGUCCAUGGGACUCUCAAGAGUCUCCUCCAGCACCAGAAUUCAAAAGCAUCAAUUCUUCGGUGAUCAGCCUUCUUUAUGGUCCAGCUCUCACUUCCAUACAUCACUACUGGGAAAACCAUAGCUUUAACUAUACGGACCUUUGUUGGCAAGGUGCUGUCUCUGCUUUUUAAGAUGCUGUCUAGGUUUCACUGGUAGAGAUCCCUACCAAGCAGAAAUCUGUUUCUAAGUCAAGGGACAUCUUAGCAUAACCAAGCACUAACACGUUUUAUCACAGCAUUAUAAGGGAACACCGUGUGACUAUGGAGGGGAUUAAUCCACAUCGUCUUUGCUUGGGUUGAGAUGACAUAGCAAAUGGAACUAAUGUUUAAAGGGCAUUAAAGUAAGAAGAACGGAUGAAUGAACAAGCUCAGUGAACAUCAGAGGACAAAAUGUCUUUAAGGAAGUUUAAAGACUAAAAAUGCAUUUAACACUACUAAAACAACUCUCUAAUAAUGCCUGAGCCAUUUGUGCUUCUUUACAUAGGGGUUACAGUGACCUAAAAUAUGCUGUUUGAAAAACGGCUAUCUGGUGCCACCUGUGGACCUGCCUAAAUUGACCUCUGAAUAGUAAUAACCAUUAAGCAUAUAGAUUCAGGUAGGUAGCCGUGUUGGCCUGACACAGUCGAAAUAUAUAAAAAAAUUGUUCAGUAGCACCUUAGAGACCAACUAAGUUUGUUCUUGGUAUAAGCUUUUGUGUGCAUGCACACUUCUUCAGAUACCAUAUAAUUUGUAAAGAAAGGCUGUGGCUUACUGCAGAAGGAAGGAGGGGUUCCCCCAUAAGGAAGCAGGAUAUAAAUGUAAAUCAUUGUGGGCCUGCCUUUGUAGUGUAGAAGACUGAGUAAGAGCUAUUGUUGUGUUAUCAGAUAAGCAAUCCAAGUGCUGUUAAUCCUUUAAGACUGAUACUUGGCUCCCCCCCUCCCCACACCACACCACCUUGUUCCAUUGUACUGGCACCCAGUUCAAAGGUAUGGGCACCAAGCUUCAGAAGGUCAAGCAAAUAAAGCUGUUGAUACGGCACUCUUGACAGAGAGAGAGAGCUUAGAAUUGUGUGGAAAAGCUUUUAGGCUGUUCCUCUGCUAGUGUCAUCUGAUACCGUAAAAGAUUUUGUGCACUUGUCUAAUCUUUAUGUAAAAUAGCACAGACAUAACUUGGCUACAGUUAAAGAUAUGACCUACACAUAUUACAAGUACAUAUUACUUGUGACUGCUAGAUCACAGUAAGAGUGUAGGAUUGGGAAACGGUGGACAAUUGCUCCUUCCACAGGUUCCAAUAGAGCCACCUGAGCAUGCCCUCUGCACAUCAGGAACAGCAAGAGAAACAUGGUGCUCUGUGAUCACUCCUGCUUCUCUAGAAAUCCCUCCUCUUGAGGGUUGCCAAAAGCACAGCUGCUGUAGACCCUAAAGGCUGGGAGUAGGAUCUACUCCAUAUAAUUAACUGACUGGAGGAGCACUUGCCUACCCUUAAAGCCUGUUUAUUGUAAUGAUGAGAGCUAUAGUAGCAAGUUGGAACACACCAGUUUCCCCAAGUAGGUUAAAUCUCUUUGCCAAUUAACUCUCAUCAUAGCAGCAUUUUCUUACAUCAUGAAUUUGGUCUAGACCUGCGGUUCUCAACCUGUGGGUCCCCAGAUGUUGUUGGACUACAGCUCCCAUCACCCCUGACCUCUGGCUUUGCUAGCUAGGGGUGAUGGGAGUUGUAGUUUAACAACAUCUGGGGACCCACAAGUUGAGAAAGGCUGGUCUAGACCAUGGGUAGGCAAACUAAGGCCUGGGGGCCGGAUCUGGCACAAUCUUCUAAAUCUGGCCCGCAGACAGUCUGGGAAUCAGCGUUUUUUACAUGAGUAGAAUGUGUCCUUUUAUUUAAAAUGCAUCUCUGUGUUAUUUGUAGGGCCUGCCUGGUGUUUUUACAUGAGUAGAAUGCGUGCUUUUAUUUCAAAUGCCUACCUCUGGGUUGUUGGUGGGGCAUAGGAAUUUGUCAUUUUUCCUCCAAAAAUAUAGUCCAGCCCCCCACAAGGUCUGAGGGACAGUGGACCAGCCCCCUGCUGAAAAAGUUUGCUGUCCCUGGUCUAGACUUGCGUGACCCUACUGGUACAGGCCAGGGAACAUUUUGUAAAUGUGUGGAUUCAAAUCUCCCUGUCAGCACCACCUCCACUUUGAGGUCUCACCACCACUAACUUCAUACAGCUGUUUCCUCAAAACGCUGGAGUAAAACCUGACGUUUUCACGCAGCCUUGCCUUUCUUAAAUGUUUCUAAUUAGCGUGCAACAGCAAGUAGAAUAGAUCCUACUCCCACCCUUUAGAAACUAAAGCAGUCUUCCCUAGUCUGGUGCCUUCCAGAUCUUUUGGACUACAACUCACAUCAGCUCCUAUCCAGCAUGGCAACUGUCCCAAACAUUAAGUGGACACUAGGUUGGAGAAGGUUGGUCUAGAGCAGUGGUUUCCAACCUGUUUGUUUGUUUGUUUGUUUGUUUGUUUUUGGGCCAUGCCCCGCCUAAAGGUAAAGGGACCCCUGACCAUUAGGUCCAGUCGUGAUCGACUCUGGUGUUGCGGCACUCAUUUCGCUUUAUUGGCUGGCAUGCAGCUUCUGGGCCAUGUGGCCAGCAUGACUAAGCCGCUUCUGGAGAACCAGAGCAGCGCACGGAAAUGCCGUUUACCUUCCCACCGGAGCGGCACCUAUUUAUCUACUUGCACUUUGACGUGCUUUUGAACUGCUAGGUUGGCAGGAGGAGGGACCGAGCAAUGGGAGCUCACCCCGUCGCGGGGGAUUCAAACCACUGAACUUCUGAUCAGGAAGUCCUAGGCUCUGUGGUUUAACCCACAGCGCCACCCGCGUCCCAUGCCCCACCUAAGCAUCUCUAAAAUCCUGGUGUCCCCCCCCCCCGUGACAUAUAAUUCUUAUUAUUCAAAAAGUGAACUCCUAUAUACGUGGAGGAAGCCUAAAAGGCCAUUCACUGUUAAUAACCCAUUCUCAAAUUGCCCCCCUUAAAAAUCAAAUUUUCCCCCUGUGGGGCGUGUGCCCCACGUUGGGAGCCCAUGGGUCUAGAGCCUUGCUGGAGAGGAUGAAAAGUUCAUUUUUCACUUGAUAUUUACUGCACUAAGUGAGCAAAUCUACCCCUCUCGCACAGCCAAGUGACCAAGGUUUCUGCAGGCCUUUUAGAAGCGCUGAGCGAUAAUGAUACAUAAGAUUAUGUGGUGGUGUAAAGAAAGUAGAUAGAGAGAGGUUUCCCCUCGUCCCUCAUAAACCUAGGGCCAUGCAGUGAAGCUGAAUGUUGGGAGAUUCAGGACCAACAGAAGGAACAAAGUGUAGUUAAGCUGUGGAAUUCAGUCCAUAAGAGACAGUGAUGGCCACCAACUUGGAUGGCUUUAAAAGAUGAUUUAAACGUAUUCAUGGAGGGUAAGGCUAUCUGUGGCUGCUAGUCACAAGGGCUGUGUUUCUUUCUCCAUUCUCAAAAUAAAUUAUUUUUAAAAAAUGCCCAGUAGCACCUUAGAGACCAACUUAAGUUUGUUCUGGGUAUAAGCUUUCGUGUGCAUGCGCACUUCUUCAGAUACCUUUCCAUUCUCAAAGGUAGCGUUCCUCUGUAUGCCAGUUGCCGAAACUCACAAGUGGUAGAAGAUGCAAGCCCUGCUUGCAGCUUUCCCAUAGGUAUCUGGUUGGCCACUGUGUGAAUAGGGCCAUGAUCCAAAUUCCCAUGUUCCUAAGAAGCGAAGAACUUAGUUCACUACCCAAAAUGCUGAUGACUCCAGAAAAUGUUCUUGUGUGCAUAUGCUGUAUAUCUAACUGUACCAUGUGUGAGAGGCUGCAUAUUUACAAGAGAUAAAGGUAAAGGGACCCCUGACCAUUAGGUCCAGUCGUGGCCGACUCUGGGGUUGUGGCGCUCGUCUCGCUUUGCUGGCCGAGGGAGCCGGCGUAACAGCUUCCGGGUCAUGGUAGAUGAAGGGAACGCAGUGGAUGUAGCCUACCUUGAUUUCAGCAAGGCAUUUGACAAGGUGCCCCAUGAUAUUCUUGUAAAGAAGCUGGUAAAAUGCGGUCUUGACUAUGCUACCACUCAGUGGAUUUGUAACUGGCUGACUGACCGAACCCAAAGGGUGCUCAUCAAUGGUUCCUCUUCAUCCUGGAGAAGAGUGACUAGUGGGGUGCCACAGGGUUCUGUCUUGGGCCCGGUCUUAUUCAACAUCUUUAUCAACAACUUGGAUGAUGGACUCAAGGGCAUCCUGAUCAAAUUUGCAGAUGACACCAAAUUGGGAGGGGUGGCUAACACCCCAGAGGACAGGAUCACACUUCAAAAUGACCUUGACAGAUUAGAGAACUGGGCCAAAACAAACAAGAUGAAUUUUAACAGGGAGAAAUGUAAAGUAUUUCACUUGGGCAAAAAAAUGAGAGGCACAAAUACAAGAUGGGUGACACCUGGCUUGAGAGCAGUACAUGUGAAAAGGAUCUAGGAGUCUUGGUUGACCACAAACUUGACAUGAGCCAACAGUGUGACACGGCAGCUAAAAAGCCAAUGCAAUUCUGGGCUGCAUCAAUAGGAGUAUAGCAUCUAGAUCAAGGGAAGUAAUAGUGCCACUGUAUUCUGCUCUGGUCAGACCUCACCUGGAGUACUGUGUCCAGUUCUAGGCACCACAGUUCAAGAAGGACACUGACAAACUGGAACGUGUCCAGAGGAGGGCAACCAAAAUGGUCAAAGGCCUGGAAACGAUGCCUUAUGAGGAACGGCUAAGGGAGCUGGACAUGUUUAGCCUGGAGAAGAGGAGGUUAAGGGGUGAUAUGAUAGCCAUGUUCAAAUAUAUAAAAGGAUGUCACAUAGAGGAGGGAGAAAGGUUGUUUUCUGCUCCUCCAGAGAAGCGGACACGGAGCAAUGGAUCCAAACUACAAGAAAGAAGAUUCCACCUAAACAUUAGGAAGAACUUCCUGACAGUAAGAGCUGUUUGACAGUGGAAUUUGCUGCCAAGGAGUGUGGUGGAGUCUCCUUCUUUGGAGGUCUUUAAGCAGAGGCUUGACAACCAUAUGUCAGGAGUGCUCUGAUGGUGUUUCCUGCUUGGCAGGGGGUUGGACUCGAUGGCCCUUGUGGUCUCUUCCAACUCUAUGAUUCUAUGAUUCAAUGUGGCCAGCAUGACUAAGCCGCUUCGGGUGAACCAAAGCAGCGCACAGAAACACCGUUUUCCUUUCCGCCGGAGCGGUACCUAUUUAUCUACUUGCACUUUGACUUGCUUUCAAACUGCUAGGUGGGCAGGAGCAGGGACCGAGCAACAGGAGUUCACCCCGUCACGGGGAUUCGAACCGCGACCUUCUGAUCGGCAAGUCCUAGGCUCUGUGGUUUAACCCACAGCGCCACCCGCGUCCCACAAGAGAUACUCUCUUCCUAAUAAUAAUAAUAAAUAAUUUAUUUAUACCCCACCCAUCUGACUGGGUUUCCCCAGCCACCCUAGGUGGCUUGCAACAGAAUAAUAUUAAUAAGAAUAAGAAUAAGCAGCAAUAAAACAUCAAACAUUAAAAACUUCUCUAAACAGGGCUGCCUUCAGAUGUCUUCUAAAAGUCAUAAUACUUUCACUUGUGGUGCAUUUGCACAAAGGCUGGUUUUGCGCAAUGUGAGAUUUGCAUUUCCAGGGUGGGGGAGGUGCAAGAUUGGCGCUGCCCUCAAAACCUUGUGUAAUGGAACAUCCUUUUUUAAAAUUUGUGGAAAAGUUCCACUGUUGGGAACAUAAUUUGCUAUGAGAUGUAACUACACUGAAAAUCAAGCAGAUUUAAUUACUUCUGCAGAUGCCAUAAGAAUGCAUCCCUGGUAUUAUCUCACCCCAACUCCCUCAAGGUUUGAGCAAGCUUAUUAACAGUUGGGUGACUCUGUUUGCUACAACGUUCAGUUUUUUGUUUCUGGUUCUUUUUAAUAAGUAACCCCUGCAGGUGUAAAAUAAAUAAAAACUCUAGUUACGAACCUCGAGAAAUAAUACUAAUUGCUGGAGGAUUCUGCUAAAAGUGUGGGCUUUGUUUUUGUUACAAAACACUUGACACUUGGAGUAAGUGAAUCAUAAAAUACUUGACCAGAUGUAUUUAAUAACAUUUGUAUUAUAGGUCCUAGGAGAAAGUAUAAACUCUGUUUCCAUUUUCCCACACCAAAACAAGGUGUAGUAGCAAGCAUGUGGAACAUAUUAUUACUAUUCAACAAUUAUUUAAUGCCAUUAAUAUAUGAUAUGUGUGUGUAUGUGUAUGUGUGUGUAAUUAUCUAUCUAUUUUUCUUCAUUCAUAGAAGUGACUAGUUGUUCUGGGGCUGGAGGGAAGGAGACCAAUAGAAUGAAGGUCAUGUAGCUUAGUAAUUAAUGAAAGGGACAAUAAUAGAGUUGCAAAGGACUUUAAAGUUCAGUGGAAAAUUAGGCUAUCUUGUUCAUAAAACACUUGUGUUGAAGAAGUGGAGUUGGGGAGGGAGACUCGGAGGUGGAGUUAAAAAAAAUGUCUUGACAGAAAGCUCAGGUGAAACUGUUCCAGAUGGACAUAUUCCAAAUUAAUUGUGCCUCUGGCAGGUAGCUGGCACUUCUAUCAAAACAAAAAACAGAAUAAGUAGAAAGCCAAACAGCUCUUCUCCUUUCUCUCCUGUUGUCAGUGGGAUGCUGGAUUCCUUUUUCAAAUCCCUUCUGAGAUGCAUUAAAACUAGCAAAAACAAAGUGUCACGGCAUACUUAAGCCUAACAGAUUUAUUGUGGCAAAAGCUUCUGUGGAGUAGUUCUUAUUUAUUUACAAUAUUUGCAUGCCAUCCAAUGACAAAGUUCUUCGGGUGGCUUACAGUAUCAAUAAAACAAUAAAUCACGACUGUAAACAACAUAGGAGGGGAUUAGAGCUCUUGUCAUCCAUGAAAGCUUAUGCUGUAAUAAAUCCAUUAGGACUAUUUAGUUUUGCUGCAACAAACACUACUGCCUGUCUAGAAUGUAAAAGCAUUCUAGACUUACCAUUGAAUGGAAAACUAGAAGCUCAGUGUACAUCAUUUAAUUCAGGGGUUCUUACCCUGUGAUCCAUGGACCCCUUUAGGGUCCUUGGAUGGGCUUCAGGGGGUUUGUGAACUGGGUGCAGAAAAUGCUAUUUACAAUUCUUUGAUUCUAUGAAAGGGGCCAGUGACUCAAAAAAGGUUAAGAACCCCUGGUUUAACUGGUGUUACAGUUUUUAUCUGAUUCAACAAAAAACUCAAAACAAAUAUUGCAUAAGAUUAAAAUAAACAAGGGUGUUAUACAAAUUGCCUUGUUUGGUAAUAAAGAGGGAGGGUAGGCUAAGCUAACCUAACCAGUGUUGUACUCAAAGAUUUUGGAGCAUGGCUCCCUGUGUAAAUAUAUCUGAAAGAUGCUAUAAUACUGCAACUAAGAGAACCAAAUCAAAUCAACUCCCCACUGUUCGUGGUGGGUCAGAAUUCCUCUGGGGGCAGAUGUCAUUUCAGCUGAGGUUCUGGAAUUGCCUGGUGAGAAUGUUCUCAAAAUCAUAUGCAGUUUGUAUGACCUGUUGGCAUGUAGAUGUUGGCUAUGUAUUGAAGUGGCAUAACAACACACACACACACACACACACACACACACACACACACAGUGCUAGAUUGUUUUCCCUACCCAAUUUUGUGUGAGUACGAAGUGGUUCAGUUUUACUUUAAAGUUUUUACAAAUGUUUCAAACAGCUGCUGAGGUCCACAACAAUCCUGUUCGCUUGCAAGGAUUAAACUAUCAUCUCCUAUUCUUCUUUCCUAGACAUCAGACAUCCAGAGGAACUCUCCCUUUUGAGGAAGCCCAGAGAUCCCACAAAGAAGAAAAAGAAAAAACUGGAUGACCAGUAUGAAGAUGAGACACUUGAGCUGGAAGGACCAUUAAUCACCCCUGGAUCAGGUGGAGCCUAUAUUUUGCUUUAGAGGAACAAGAGGAAUAAUAAGAGGUUGGGGAAGGAGAGAAGUAUGGCGAGCGAUGUAAACAUGUCACUGGGUGGGUGGGAAUGUUAAGGAAGAGAAAGUUUAGAACUGAAACUGGAGCAGGUGCUAAAUGGAAAGAUGCACAGUCACACCUAAUCUCUUGAUGGCCUUGCAGGAAAGCGCCUUGCAGCUAAAAUCUACAGAAUUCAUUGGGGAGCUGUAUGCUGCUUGGUAAUGAGACUCACCCUGUUCCACAAUUAAGACAGUGGCACUGUGACAACUGCUAAUCUGAGUAUUGUGCCUGACUCACUGAGCCAUUUGGCCUUGCGCAUGGGUAACAGUCCAGUAGGUGCAGCGUCAAAUCUGGGGACAUGUCUUUGUAUGUUCCCAGAUUUCCCCCCCCCCCACACCUGCUCAUCCUUUCUGCACCCAAUACGGUGGAUAAUAACUUAGCUUUGUGUCAAAAGAAGUGCUAACUGUUUUCUGUAAUAAGAAGCAGUAGUAGUUCUCCUUUCACCUGCCAGUGGAUAAUGGGAAGCUUAAAAACUUUUGUUUUUAUCUGUAUUUGUUGGUUUAAUAGCACAGCCUGCAGAUAUAUUAAAAAGUAGCCCUGUGUUCUUUGCUGGCUGUCUAAUAAUGGAUUCUUCCUACAUACAAGCUAUGACUUGGCUUGUUUAUAGAGUUGGAUAGGGUGCUUCUGAAUGGAAGUUGUGAAUUUGAAGACGAUGGGACGUUUCCAGGCAUUGCAGAUAUUUUGAGAAUAGCCCUGGAUUGAACAGCCCUGUUGUAUGGAUGUGACAUUCUGAACACCCACGUAGUGUGGGUGAUGGUGAUACUGACAAAAAAUAGUAGUGAUGUUUGCCUAUAUCCCAGCCACCAAAUGGAGCCCUGGGUGUUUAGCAUUAAAAUGCAAAACUGCAAUAACAAAACAUGUUUGAAAUAUUUUUAAAGGGGGACAAUAGUUAUUUUAUCAUUAAAAUUGUAUAGUACUCUGCUUUUAAAAAUAAAUUUCCAAACCAGAUACGUGGGAAAAGGAAAGAAUGCCCUAAUGAGAAACAUGCAGUGGAUUCUCUGCAGUCUUCCUCAUGUUUGAAAGGCCUCUGACAAAACACUGACAUCUGGAAGGAACAAAUUCCGCAUUGAAAAUUGCUCUGUUCUAAAAAGCUUUCAGAUGCAACGCUGGGAUCCGUCAACGUGGGGGUGGGGUUUGGUCAGAUUGAGAUUCUUGGAGGAAGUCUGAAUUGUAGCUAGGACAUGUACCUUUCAGGGCCUUGAAUACCAACACUAAACUUCAAAUUUAACACUAGGUUAAGUUUAAUAUACUGCUUUAUAGGCAGCCAGUGUCACAGGGGUGUGUUGGUGCAGUAAUUGUGUCUUACCAGUUUCCAGCAGAGUGACUGCUAGGGUCAUGGGUGCACCUGCUAUAAGCAACCCCAUGAGGAAUUGGUUCUUUGCAUAUCUCUAGCUUCUAGAGCCUUCUGUCCUGCCAAAAGCUACCAUCUAAUUUUAAUUGUGAGGCAGUGUGUGCUGGCUUGAGGACCAGCACCCCCUUCUUAGUUGGCAGCAGGAAGUACUGACAUCAGACACUCGGAGGUGUGAAGAGGGCAUGCUGGGGCCAGUCCCAAGGAACCCCUGUGGAGAAAUGUCUAACAGAUCAUUUUACUGAUGCAAACACAAGUAGUAACUUAAUGCCUGAAACAUCUUUCCUGUCUGGCUCCAUUUAAAAUGCCAGCCUCCUCAUCUUAAGGGGCAGCUAGAGGUGUCAUGUCCCUGUGAAUGACUUCAAGUCAAACUUACUCUUGAUUGCUGCUUUACUGCAGGAUCAUCUUCAAGUGAGUAAGGCUCCGCAUGCUUGCUAGGAAGUCAGAAAUCAAUAGGACAGACUCCUGCCAUUGUGUCACCAACCACAAUUAGGUUUUUACAUCUCGAUAUUCUUCCUUUGUCCCCAUGCUUCUGAGCGUGCAUACAUAAUUAAAGAUAGCAUCAUAGAGCUUUCCAGCGUGCAUUGAUCCUUCCAAGAAAUAAUUAAAACUAAAAAAAUUCUUAAAAUUACAAGAGAUCCAGUCCCUACAUGCUGUUGUGAGAAUUUAAAACAUAUGCCUUGCAUAGUUUCCUGAAAUUCACCCUAUUUUGAGAGAAUGGGAGUGCUUUGGAAGGGGAAUUGCAAAACUAGUCUGUGUAUUAGAACAGUGAUUAGUUUGUUUUCUUUCUGAAAAGUUCUCCUUUCAUGUCUUCCCCCUCUUGCUUCAUUUUCCUCAUGUUCCCCAGUGCACAUUUUUACUAUUAGACAAGUAAAAAAAACCAAACCAACCCUACCUGUUAAUCUAGAAUUGCUCUUACCUGCCUCAAGUCCAUUGAGUAGGUUACCAGUGUAAUUAAAACUGGCUAUUGAUUGUUUAGACAUCAUUGUUUAGAAUGACUGGUUCUCUCCUUGGUUUUUAAAACCUAUUUCUGUAUAUAGUAUUCUCCAUAGGGAAGGGCUGUACCUCAGCUGUAGAGCAUGUGCUUUGCAUUCAGAAGGUCCCAGGUACAAUCCCCAGCAGGCUAGGAAUGUCCCUGUCUGAAACCUUAGAGAGCCACUACCAGUCAGUGCAGUCAACCUGGAGGCUGAACUAUUUUCUGUGUGCAAAUCUUGUACCACGGAGCUGCAGCUCUGGGUAAUCACCUCAUCCAUGAUCUCCCAUCACAGCUGUUCCAAUUUCUGGAUGGAAGAUUGCCUGGCUGGAAACCUGGUGUUGAGCAGCAGUGGGUUUUGUUCUGUUUUUAAAUUAUUAUUUUUUCAAGCAUUAGGCAAAUUCAUGGAGGAAGCAAGCCAUGUGAGUAAAACAUGCUUGAGUCCCUCACUAACGCUGCAUAGGUAAAGGUAAAGGGACCCCUGACCAUUAGGUCCAGUCGUGGCCGACUCUGGGGUUGCGGCACUCAUCUCACUUUAUUGGCCGAGGGAGCCAGCGUACAGCUUCCGGGUCAUGUGGCCAGCAGGACUAAGCCGCUUCUGGCGAACCAGAGCAGCGCACGGAAACGCUAUUUACCUUCCCGCUGUAGCGGUACCUAUUUAUCUACUUGCACUUUGAUGUGCUUUUGAACUGCUAGGUUGGCAGGAGCAGGGACCGAGCAACGGGAGCUCACCCCAUUGCGGGGAUUUGAACCGCCGACCUUCUGAUCAGUCCUAGGCUGAUUUUUCACCACCCCCACCUGUGGACAAGGGAUGAGGAGGUGUUCUGCAUGCAGUAAUCAUGCCAGGGUUGUGCGGAAGAGCAGGGGGUAAAUGUGCAAGCGCAACACCUGCUCGCAGUUGCUAUGCAGAUAGGAGAAUGUCAACUUGUUGCACACCCCAAGGCAUUAUGUAAGAUUCAGUUCCUUUUGCAGCAGCGCACUGUGGAUUACUUUUAAAAAAUCUGCUCAUGCCACAUAAUUUUGGUUCAGGGACAUGAUGUUUUGUUAAGUUGCCAUGCCGUAGACAACGGUACAUUCCACUCCACAUACGUUACAGCAAGUCUUAGAAUUGGAUUCUGAGAAACAUUAAAGAUUUGGCCGGGGGAUAAUGAAUGGUUUGCUACAACUUACCUUUGCAGCACUCCCUUCUUGCACACCUUGUUAGCCUGAGGAUUUAAUAUACACUCGUAUUCAUACACAGUUCAUUUAAAGAUAGUAAUUUGGCCCUUGGCAUCAAGCCACAAGCCCGACAGUCACUCAUUUCCAAAGAGCAUUCUUCGCUGUUGCUUAUUAGAAUGAAUAACAAAUACAUUCUUGCCAGUUACAUACCUUCUUGCCGCCCACUGCAACCCAGUUUAAGGCCACGAACUUUUACCUGCCAUGACUUCAUUAAAAUGAGUUGUUGAUCUAAAAUGAAAUCCCACGCAGUCCCAAUUCCCUACGUGCCACAGUUGGUAACAGAGAGGGAGCUACUUUUUCACGACUGGCUAUCAGGUCAGAAAUGCACUGUGACCAGGGGCAUCCAUGUAUGUGCUGUGUAUUCAUUCGUACAUUUGGGUUUCAUGCAGCUUACUGAAUUGCAUAAUUGUUUUGGUUUGAAUUAUUUAGUGGCUGGAGACUUUGCACUUAACCUUGGGAUAGAGAUGUUAUGUAGACGACAACCCUCAACUGUGGGGGGUAGGAUAUGGGUCAUUCCUGGGAGAGGGGGAAAUCCUGAUCAUGGAAAGAAAUCAUUAUUUUUGUAAGAGUUGAAAAAAAUGAUUUCAAUUAAUGGGAACUCUAUAAAAUUACUUAAACAUCAGAAUGAAUCUUGGGUUCUGGCCAUGUCUCUGCAGACCACACAAGAAUUCUGGAGAAUGUUGUCCAUCCCUAUCUUAAAAUGUGAAAGUUCAGAUGUUAUGAAUUUUGUUUUCUAAGUUGCGCUGUGUGUCUGUGUGUGUGUGUGUGUGUGUGUGUGUGUGUGUUUGUUUUCCUGCUUCUGCUGCUAAUGGCUUGGAUUCUUUGACCUGCUUAAUGAUAAGGGGUGUGUGUGUGUGUCAGGAUUUCUCAACACUAGGUCUUCAGUCCUUGGGAGGAUAUUGCUCUCCAAGGAUCACACCCUGGCUCACCUCCCCUCCCCUCUUCACCAUUGUGGCUUUUUUGUUUUGUUUUAUCACAGUGCUUCAAAGAUCAGAUAAACUGAAGGGAGCAAUUUAGCAAUCCUGCUUUGUAGUCUGUCCUCUCCUGCCCUUGGCAUUCCUCCACAAAACCCAGAAUUGUAAAUAAAUUGGUUAGUUGCUUUGUAAAGAGUGCUUUUGCUCAAAAUAUGAGAGAGAAGCAAGAUUUUAAAAAACAAAAAACAAAAUCCAGUAAUAGGGAGGAGAGAACACACACACACACAGAGAGAGAGAGAGAGAGAGAGAGAGAGAGAGAGAGAUUGUGGCACUUGGCUAAGUGUCAUGACAAACACAGUUGAGUUCAGCAUGAGACCUGCUAUGCAAAGUGUCAUUAAGGGCCAAACUAGAUAUCAUACAGAAAACAAAGGAAAACAAGUCUCCCAGCAUUGUUAAAUGAAAGCAUUGUGUGAGGCCACUGUCAGGACUGUAGGAUACCUAACCAGAGGAGAGAAGGUUGUAUUUCUGUCCGGAAUUGCAUACAUGUAACCCCAGCUGCUUUUUUACUCAGGAGAAGAGAAAGGAGUAACUUUUCCCAUGUUGGUGGAAAAUAAGUUAGGUCUGUGGGGAGAAGCUUUUGAGUGAGGAAAAUGGCUGGAGGAGGGAAGGUUUUUUAAGCAGCGAGUCUCUCCUUACUUCCCUCACUUCCUGAUUGUAGCAGCUUCAGAUUUAAGAGAGAGAGUUAAAACCACUGGGAUAUGGUAACAUACCUCCAGUGCAAUGUCUAGUUUUCCCCCCAAGAGAGAAAAAUGGAUGACUUUCCUAUAGAUCCAGACAAACCUGUAGAAGAAAAAGCCUUCCCCCUAAGUGUCAGUCUACUGAGUGAUUCUAAAUUCACUGGCUGUUGCUUUUCCACUGCAAAGCAGAGCAUAGAUAGAAGAACAGGGGAGUGUGAUUUGCAAGCGAAGGGCAGCUGUGGUGGGGUUGGUGGCUCAUUUGCUCUCCCCUGCAAAUUCUCAGUAUCCCUUCUUUGCAGUGAAGUGGAAGCCAAGAUUCCGUGACCCGCUUUUGCUCAAAUUGCAGGUCAGCCCUCUGUUCUGGAAUGCUGUUGAUUCUACAGUUUCACCAACUAAGAACCCCUAGGCCCUAUACUUUUAAAGCAGAAUCACAAAUUUGUGUAUGGAGAAUCCAUUUGCCUCUUAGAGCUACAGUUCUCAAGAGUGGGUUAUUAAUUCUUCUUCCAGAGGAACUCCAAGAAUUGUAGCUCUCUGGUGGGAAUAGGGGGGCUCCUAAGCACUCUCAGACCUGUAACAAGCUGCAGCUCCCAGGACUCUUUGUUUAAAGUUGUGUGACACAAUUUUAGAUGUACAGUGGAUGCUCGGGUUGUGAAAGUGAUCCGUGCGGGAGGCACGUUCGCAACCCGCAGCGUCGCGUCUGCACAUGCAUGGAUCGCGAUUCGGCACUUAUGCGCAAAGCGUGAUUUAGUAUUUCUGCGCGAGUGCCAAAACCCAGAAGUAACCUGUCCCAGUACUUCUGGGUUCGGCGCGGUGCGCAAACUGAAAACGCGCAACCUGAAGCAUUUGAAACCCAAGGUAUGACUGUAUUGUGCAGAUGGGGGUCUAAUUCUCCAACUAAUAAAGGACAUAGAAUUGCCACCAAAUGAAAUGCGGUAGCAGCAAGGGCAAAGUGCUAAAGUGUUGAGGAUAUUGCUUUAAAAGCUGCAAGAGAAAAAGGAUACGGAAGAACCUCUAUCGGUUUCAAGUAGCGUGUGAUUGCAUUUGCUCUCAUGUCUGUCUUAACUUGCCUGCUUUUGAAAGACUCGUUUUGACAAAGACUGUUCUAUUUUGUUUUGUUUACCUUUUUUUUUACUCUAGAAAGUGUAGUGUACAUUGAUAGCAUUGUGGUUUUUUUAGAAAAACAAUUUGUCAAGGAGGAAUGCCUCUUAAUUUCCAAGUAGGAACAUUUCUAAAGCAAAAAUGGGAAGAAAUGGAAUACCUGGGAGGUGGGUUUUUGUGCAUAGGCAUCUCAUUUUGCAGCCGCAAGCUAUUAAGCACUGCUUCUUUACAGCCUUCCUUGAAAUAAAUGCAGAUUGGAAUAAUCAGUUGCACAGUGAAUUGACUCCUGUGUGAGCUGCAGAAUGGUUGUGCAGAAGCAGCUGGCUUCCUUAGAAUACCAGCAGCCUUUCUCAGUGGCGGUUGGAUUCCAGUUGUCGUCAUCCUUCAGGCUCCAGUGCUAUAACACACCUGUUCCAGGCUACAGGCCUUUGCCUGGGUUUUUAGUUUAGAGGAAAGGCAAGUACGAGGCAACAUGAUAGAAGCUUAUAAAAGAAUGUGUGGCGUGGAGAAAAGGAAUAGAGAAAAGAUGUUCUCCUCUCAUAACAGUAGAACUCGUGGACAUUCAGAGAAGCUGUAAGUUACUGGAAGACUUAGGACAGAUCAAAGAAAGGGCUUUUUCACGCAGCACAUAGUCAAACUGCAGAACUCACUCGUCUAGGAGGCGGUGAUGACCACCACCCUUUAAAAGAGGAGGGCACAAAUUCAUGGAGGAGAGGGAUCUCAAUGGCUACUAGCCAGGAUAGCUAUUCUCUGCCUCCACAGUUGGAGACAGCCUUGCUUCUGAAUGCCCGUUACUGGAAACCACAGAAGGGGAGAGGGCUGCUGUGCUGGGAGCCUCCUUGUGAGUUCCCACAGGCAUAUGAUUGGUUAUUGUGAGAACCAGAUGCUGGAAUAAAUGGGCCAUUGGCCUGAUCCAGCAGGCUAUUCUUACGUACUUAUGUGUUCUGCAUAAAAACCCUUGCUGUAAUAGAGCAAUUUAUGUUCCGAUUUAAAAUUCUUAUACAGUUUCGUCCUAAGGCAGGGAUGGCGCGCGUGUGUGUGUGUUCACUAAAAUCCAAAGCUCUAUAAAACACAGACAAGUGCCAAACAUAUGUAGAAUUAAAUAGCAGCCUGCCUCUGAGCCCAUUCUAAGCCUAGGAAUUUGUUUUCAGUAACGCAACGGAACUAAGCUCAAAGCCCUUUCAUAGAAUCCAACCAGGUAAAACACUCAGAGGGUGUGGACCAGUGAUUCUAGGGGGAGAGUCCAGGAUCUAUCUAGAGAGGCUUGGAGGGCUGUAUUCUGCGCCCAAGGCAUGAGAUUCCUCACCUCUGGUGUCUAUAAGCUGAACAAGUCUCUCCCACUCCCAGCUUGUAUUCUCCAUCUGUAAAAUAAAAGUAAUGGCGACUUUCCUCACAGUAUUGUUAGAAAAAAUAGUUUGCAAUCCUUAUAUGUUAUUAGAUUUACAGCAAUGAAUGAGAACUAUGCUUCAGAGGAAACAUUGUUGCAGGUGGGUGUGGGAUUUUGGCUGUCCAGGUGUUGCUAAAUUACAACUCCCAGCAACCCCAGCAUACAUGGCUAAUAGCCAGGGGUGAUGGGAGUUGUAGUUCAGCAAAGGCUUUCCACACACCUACACUAGUGUGUUCUUCUAGUGGUAGUUAAAUUCAGUUUCAGCUUCUUAAAAUCCACCCCUGCUGCUGCCUAUUUACUCCACAGCUGAACAAAUACUAAACUUAAGUCCUCAGCCACUGCUGCUCUCAUAUUCUAAAUAUAUUUUGGGGUUCUUUUAGAUCAAGCCAGAGGUGGCUUCGCAGUUUGCAGCUCUUUACAGAAACGUAUAUGUUACAAGGCCACCAGGUGUUGGGUGUGAAAGCGGGUGUUUCUGAGCCCCUUACACAACACAGAAGGGUUGUUAGAGGUCAAACUAAGCAUGGCCAUAUUGGUAAGGUAUGGUCCCUAUAUCUCAACUAUGUCUAUAGAAAUUAUGUUAAUAUAAGAUCUCCAGCCACUCAAGUUUACUUAUGGAGAAACCACAUCACAGAUAGCUGAGACUUCGAAGACGCUUCCAGUGAUUCAGUAUUAGACAGUGGCCCUGCUUGACUUUUCUUUUAAUAUGUGAUUAAUAUAAGCAUUCAAUAAUCUACAGGUUUUGUUGGAAUUGAUUGGUGUUAUUUUACUACAAAUUAGUAAAAUAUUCUGUUGAGAGAGAGAGAGAGAGAGAGAGAGAGAAUAUUUUCCCCUGCUGCUUCUGUACUAUUAAAUACUUUUGGCACAAAACUGGCUCUUUGGGGGCUAAUCUUGACUCAAGUUCUGCUUGUUGAGAGUGUAUAGUACAAGUUCCUUUAAAAAACAAUAGACUGGAGUUGCAAAAUUUCCAAAUGAUCAGAAGCUAAUCUGGACACCCAGAAAUUAAAUAGAUUUAAACUGAUUGGAGCAGUGGCAGCACCAUCUUAAUGAUGCACAUGGGAAGCCAGCUCUUUGAAUUUCUACUUCUGCUGUUAAUAAGACCCUGGAUCCUCUACUGCAAACAGAAUCAUUUUCUUUAUUUAAGGAAGGUUUAAUGUUAAUGUUAGUGUUGGACUAGACUAUCCAAGCAAACUCUAGCGAAAGUCUAGUGAAGCUUUCAGUUCUGUUGAGUGGAAGCAAAAUGAACUUAGAGAAUUCCAACCCUUAAGGGUCUCAAGAAGUAGAAGAAGUAUCACAAUCUACCUUCUGCCUACCCCUAUCCUAAGGUGCAUACCGUAUUUUUCGCUCUAUAGGACACACUUUUCCCCCCUCCAAAAAUUAAGGGGAAAUGUGUGUGCGUCUUAUGGAGCGAAUGCAGGCUCCAUGGCUUCAGUGAAAGCAACGUGAAGCCUCCGACAGGAGAGCAAGAGGGAUCGGUGCGCACCGAUCCCUCUUGCUCUCUUGGCUUCGCUUCGCUGGAGAGGCGCUGCGCAGCUUUCCCUCUCCGCAGCGCCCCUUCAACGAAGCAGGAGGAGAAAUGGAAGGGGCUCCGUUUCUCCUGCCGCUUCGCUGAAGGGGCGCUGCGCAGAGAGGGAGAGAAUUUUUCUUGUUCUCCCCCUCUAAAACUAGGUGCGUCCUAUGGUCGGAUGCGUCCUAUAGAGCGAAAAAUGUGAUACUUUUAUUGAUCUCCCUAAUAGCAGGAGGUGGGUCGCUGCAUAAAGGAGGCUUAAACCAGGCUUUUAAAUUUAACACAGAAUAAUGGCAAAUAUUCUAAAACUCUGAAGAAUGAGCUUUGCAACACAUGUAUAGCAAGCGGUUAUAAGAAGCUCACCACAAAGAGAUUGUGCAGCUUAGACACUCGAGAACUAUUUUAAGAAGAGUUGGUUUUGAGCCUGGGGAGCCGCAUGCUGAAAUCCAGGCAGCCGUGUUUGUUUCUCAGAGUUCAGCCAAGGAAAGGGAAACUCUUUACUGCCUUCAGCGAGGGCUGCUUCAGAUACUCAUUUCUGAAGUGGUAAAGUCCUUAUGCCGUGCCUUCAUCAUCUUCAUUUCCCAUGGAGAGUUUCUGUGCAAUGUACAGCUUUUACGUGAAAAAGUGAAAACUCAGUCUGUUUUUCAAGAGUUCUGCUAUCCUGUGUAUUAACUCAGUUGGUUGUGUGUUAGGUGAAAACUAACUGCUCCCUGCACAAAGCUGUAUUGACAUAUAAGGAUUUUUAUACAUUUAGAAAUAAGCAUCUUACCAUACUCUCCUUUCUCUCCCCCCCCCCAAACAAAAGAUGCAGAGUCCUUUUCUUUGGUAUUUAUAAAGAGUAGCAGUCAGGCAGAAUUCUUACCCAGUUGCUCAGUAAAAAAAGAAGAAGAAGGAAAGGCAAAACUAUUUCCACUCUCCAGUGUUCUGGAUAAUGUUUGCAAAAGCACUGAGAUAAUUGCCAAGCAAGGGAAGUAAUGAACAGACUACUUCAUUUCCUUCCAUUGCGUGUAUAGGCAAAAGAUGACGAAGCAGGAGUUUUGUAUUUCCUCCCUUGUCAGAUAGAAGUAAUACUGCUCAUCUUGGCCAAGUCCUCAUUUUCCUGGAGGACUGGGUGGAAAUGGACUUACCCAGCCUGACAACAGUCUGCUCUAAUUUCACAGCACUGAUUUUCCAACAUGGGCGCUUGGUGCUAAAAACACUGUUACAGGCAUAUACUAUUGAUCUUUUAGAUUUCUGCUGUUUUGCAUUGUCACUUGAUACACAUUGCCAUAAUAAAAUUACUGCCUGUAGGCUUUAUUUUACUGUUUCACCUGCCAUCAGGUGUACAGUUCAGACCUCUUCACAUGUGUCAUGUGCUCAGUUGCACCCUUGAACAUCUCUGCCUGUUUUUCACCCCUGCCUGUUUUUCACCCCUGCUAUUCUUAUUUCUGCUUCUUUCUGCGUCUUCAUCUUACCUUCUGACUUCCUUUCUUUCCUUCUCUAUAGGCUCUGAUGUUCUUUACAUCGGCCCAGUGAAAGGUGAGCCCCAUGUGGGUAGGACUUCAUCUCCUGUGACUUUUCUUUUGACUGUUUUCCUACCUCUCAUCUACACGAGUCUGAAAAUCCUCACGCUGCAGGACGUUCUUAGUUUUUUGCUCUACUUACAAAGCAUGGAAAUGCAGUUCUGGGUCGUCUUUUCCCAUUGAACAAUUAUUUAGGAUAUUGAUAUUGUUGGGGGAUGCUUUGAGUUUGACCAUGUUGUUGGAAAAGUGGCUUAGUAAUAUUAAAUCAAAAUAUAGUUUUGAUUUUAACAUUAUAUCAGAAGCAGAGCCCUAGAAGCAUCAGUUACUUACUCUCCUGCAAGCAGUAUCUGCUUUAUGACAAUGUAAAGUACAGAUUCACAGAUCAUGGGGAAAUGUAUGAACUCCAGUGAGCAUCUUGAGAUGCAAGUUCUUGCUUUUUGUGAUAUGAUGGAAAUGGGAGCCAAAUUUGCCUGUCACUCAAACUCCUGUGCUCCCUGCUCCUUGCACACUUAAAUUUCUUUGCGGAACGCUUCGCUUGUCUAUUUGUUCUUCAUUCAGUGAAACAAAAUGCUAUCUUUUAUUCUAAUGAUAACUUUGUUCCAAUUCUCUUCUCUCAAAUUAGGAAGCAUUUAUUCAAGCCCAGGGCUUUAUAGCAAAACCAUGACGCCAACUUACGAUUCACAUGAUGGGAGUCCUUUGUCGCCAACUUCAGCUUGGUUUGGAGAUAGUGCUUUAUCAGAAGGGAAUCCAGGCAUACUUGCCGUCAGCCAGCCCAUCACCUCCCCAGAAAUCUUAGCCAAAAUGUAUAAACCACAGGCGCUUCUGGAUAAGGCCAAGAUCAACCAGGGGUAGGUUUUAAAAGCUUAUUUAAGCAGCUUAUAUUUUGAAGAAGAAGAGGGGAAAAACAUCAUUUGAAAUGACUAAGCCAGCACUUUCUUUGUGUGUUGGCAGGUGGCUGGAUUCUUCAAGGUCACUUAUGGAGCAGGAUGUGAAGGAGAAUGAAGCCUUACUUCUUCGGUUUAAGUACUACAGCUUCUUUGAUUUGAAUCCUAAGGUAUAAUGCUAUGUGUGCUGGGAUAUCUUCUGCAGGAUUUUCAGUGUCUGUGAUGGAGAGACAGAAAAGGGCAUGCACGACACACGUGUACUGUAAGGAGGGGAAAGGAGCCAAAGUGUUCUAAACCCAGUAACACUGCACAGGCUUGACGGCUCUGCAAUUCUUGCCUGCUUAGAAGCUGAAUCCAUACCAAUAGCACGGUUGCACUUCAUGUUCUAGAGAGGAAACGCUGAUUCUGCAUAUGGAUUUAAUUAAGCUAGUGGAAUAAUUUGGUAUGUGUCUUGUGAAAAUUAAAUGUUUAUUUUUCCAAUAUUCAGGCUAGCAAUGAAUUUUGACCCUUUGGGGGGUAUAACUGAAGUGACAGAAGGCAAGGCGGGGGGAAACAGAGAGUGCUUCUGAAUUAGACAAACAAAAACUUGUGGCUUCCCGAAGACUAGGAAAGGUAUUAUCUGCUGGGCUCCCUCUCCUUAUGGCAGUGGUGUCCAAACUUUUUUCAAAGAGGGCCAGAUUUGAUGAAGCGAAGGGCCGACCAAUCCCUUUCUUUAGGAUUGACGUUGUUGAGCUUUUUAAAAGGAUUUUGCCCCGGGAAAUAAACUGCCACAGGGGCCGGAUUAAACCGACCGGCGGGCGAGGUUAGGCCCCAGAAACGGAUUUUGGACAUGCCUGCCUUUUGGGUUGGAAAUUGGAACAGUCAUAAUCUGAUGGGCAACCCAGCCCAAACUUUUGCAGAACUGUUAGGUAAUGAAUGACUGUUUGGUGACACUACUUCAUCCUACUUAUAUCUAGAAGCACCACUAGUUAAGCAGUGUUGAUAGAACAAAGACAAAAGGCUUAAUUGCAAAUGAGGCUGGAAAAUGUGUAGGAUUGGGCAAACAAUUUGAGCAGAUUUAGGAUAGCUGGUUUCUUUGUGAUGACUUUCCUUUAUAGCAGUGAGAGUGACUAAUGGCUGGAUAUAUACUAGCUCCCUAGUGGGCUGGAAGUUUUCAUCUGCCAUAUGCAAGCUCUGGUAUUUCAGACUGACACAGCAAAUAGAAACGAAGGCAUUCAAAAGCCUUAAUGAUUUGACAGGAUUUUAUUACUUGACUACAAAAAGCUAUGUGCUAUAAUCCUUAAGCAGGGUCCUGUACAAAUGAUAUGGUCAUGUCCCCAUAGUAUGAUGCGAUCAGAAUCAACCAACUCUAUGAGCAGUCGAAAUGGGCUAUUCUUUUGGAAGAAAUAGAGUGCACAGAGGAGGAAAUGAUGAUGUUUGCAGCAUUGCAGGUGAGUGGAGAUGCUGUAGGUCCAAAUCUCUGAACUUUUAAUUUUUGCCAUCUUAACGAUACCUUUCUCUAGAAAGUAUUAGUGCCUCUGACAUGCUGACUGAGCUUUGUGUCUUGCCCUAUAUUUUUUCAGUGGCUAGAAUGGUUUGUUCUGACAGAUCUUGGCUUCUUCCCCAUUUUUUAGGGUUUACUUGAACCUUUUUAGGUGAUUUCAAAAUAAUUUUCCUCCUUGUUAUGUCUCAAGCAAAGGAAUUUGGAUUCUUUUUCUCAAACAUGUUUGUAUCCAUUUUUCCUUUUUUUGUUGGCUUUUAAGGAAAUAACAAGUACAUUAGGUUACUGAACCACAGGGUUCUGGCACUGAACCUCUCAAACAGCUGGUGAUAAUCCCUGGGUUUCCCAAAAAUACAUUCUACCCUCCUUCUCUAGAAUAGGACACAAUUUGCCAUUUUUGGCACACACAAUGCAGCACAUAUAAACAGAUUUAAUGCCAACUCAAGUCCCCUUCAUACUUUAUUCCCUUGAAGGGGGCAUCACAUCAUAAUUAUUUCAAGUGGGGGCAUUCUCCUAUAACUGUCCUUUGUAUCUGAUAUGCUGCCUGACUCUUUCAAAGAUAUGUUUCCAGAGUGGUCUAACAAUCCAUCUCUUUCCCCAGGAAACUCUGGAAACUGUAGUUCUGUGUGGUAAAUAGAUCACAGCUAUUGUGCAGGAAAAAACCUAAGGUUGUAAGGCUGAACAUUUAUGUUUGAGACCUUCAGGUAACUUGUUAAGAGAUACCUAUAAUACUCACGGAGCUACAGUUCCCAGACAUCCCUGGGAAAUAGGGAUUGCUAAACCACACUGAGAUUCUUAUCUCUUUGAGGGGGUCUCCUAACAACUCUCAGCUCCCUUAACAAACUACAUUCCCCAGAACUCUUGGGGGUGGGGGAAGCCAUUACUUUUUGUAGUGUUUUGAUACUUGAUCAUAUUUGUACUGCAGACGAGACCCUGGGCAUGUCCAUUAACUUCAGGGGGUUUACUCUGAGGAGGACUAGUGUUAAAUACCUCUGUAAAUUGGUAGUUGGAAUUAACAUGACUGUAAAGAGAUGCACCACAUUUGCCAUCUUCUGGAAGUAGAAUUGGUCUUUUAAAUGACACACACUUAUAAGAUCACCAAGCUCUGAACAGGUCCACAAAGGUUUUGGUACCUUUUGGUCUUGCCAAUAUAAAUUGGAGAACUUCAAGUGGAGAAGAAGUUCAGCACCACCCAGUAAGCUCCACACCCUUAAUAUACUACACAGUAGCUUCACAGGAAAAUGCCAGGCAUGAAUGUUACCUUGCAGAAAAAGCUACUCCUCCCCACCCGCCCUGGGAGUUCUUUUGAGGAUUUGGUUAUGGUAAUCUUCUCUUAGCCGAAGUGCGGUUUCAUUUACAGUCGUCUUUAUUUGGCUCUUUACUCCUUUCUUGCAGUACCACAUCAAUAAGCUGUCCAUCAUGUCAUCUGAAAAUCACUUGAACAACAGUGACAAAGAGGUUGAUGAAGUUGACGCUGCCCUUUCUGACCUGGAGAUUACUCUGGAAGGUGGGAAGACAUCCACAAUUCUGGUAAGGGCAGGAAGUGGGAGCUUCAAUCUUGACCUAAAGAGCACAUCUCUGCCAAAGCAUUUGAGGUUGGCAAUCUGGAAGAAAACGUGCAAUUGAGUGGAUAGACCUAAAUGAACAUUUUGAGAGCAGCUCUAUCUGUAAAUGAGAAGCAGACUUCCCACAGUGAAGAAACAGGCUAAAGACUAUGCGGUUUUAUAACUCUAAUUCAGAGAUGGGAACAUGUGUUCCUCCAAAUAUUGCUGCAUCAUCCCUGACAUCUGGAGGGCCACAGGCUCCAUACCCCUGCUAUAAUGUCACUGAUCAUCUACAGUGGAUGGGCUGACUCAACAGAGAGCAGGCCAGCAGCUCCCUCUAGCAAACUGUCAGAAUGGAACAGGAAGCGAAACCCCUGGAUCCCCUUGCAAGAGUCUCCAUUGAAGCAGUCAUCUCCUGCUAUUUUCGUUCUCUUGCAGACCUGUUGUUGUGAUGCAAUAAGCCAGAAAUGCAUUCCAUGCGAAAUUUUCUCUGGCACAAGUGUUGUUGCAAUGGGUGGGAGCUCUGCACCAGUCGUGCUUUUGCACAACUCCAUUCGUUUCAGCGAAACUUGGGCAGGAGACUUUUGCACUUAGGAGUUAUGUUGCUCACAGUAAACACUGCAGAUCAGAAACUUGAUGCAAGAGCACGAGUCUCUUUUGGGUUCAUUUAUACAGCCCAGCGUCAUUAAAGAGUGCUUAUUCUGAGAGACCCGGCACUGCCAAGGAAUUCCAAGCACGUCGUUCUGCCAAGCACAUCCCUUGUGGACCAACUUGGAUUGCUCAUAGGUUGCAGAGUCUCUGGAACUGCAGAUUUCACCCUCCAGAGAUAAGCAUCCUGCUCUCAUAUAUAAUUUUUUACAUGAUUGCUUAUGCUGGGAUGCAACACAAGUCUUUGAUGUUGCCUAUCUUUCAACUUGGUUCAGUCUCUCAUCUCAGCCUUUUAAAAUGUGUAAAUAAAUCAGAGGAAGGAUAUCAAGAUUACUGUGUAAAACAGGAGAAUCUGCAGAAGUUUUAAUGGAAGUUACCCAUUUAGCCCUGCUGCCUGUGAUGUAAGGAUUUCAUCCUCUUUAGAUUAUGGAGCAUACCUGUUAAACUUUCCUGUCCUAGCACAGAGGUUCUUUCCUUUUCCCCAUAUCUUUCCAGCAAGCAACUUAAAUGCCAACUGAGCAGUGUUAAGUGGGACUCAUUCUUGUCUCGGGCAUUGGGCUGGGGUCUCUUAGAGAGGCCCAGGCAAGGAGAAACAAGCAAAGGGCAGCGGAAAUCAAGUCAUUACCUAUCGACUUGCAGCAGAGUUAAUCAAAAGAAAAAUAACAGAGAGCUGCAGAGACAUCAACAUAAACCUAAAUAAUGUGGGGUAUGGAGAGCCCACCAUAUAGUGUUCCUCUCAUUGAGUAAUCUGAGGCACAAAAAUUGGAUGAUGUGGCAAGAUGAUAAGGAAUUCCAGGCAUCCAUGGGCAGACCUUGGUAAUAUAGCACCCUGAGCGAAGCCAAAAUGUGAUGCCCCCCCAAGCCCUUGCACUGUCUUCCCCAAGCUGGGUAAGCGAGCUUUGGGAAGAAAGCGCAAGGGCUCUGGCAGAAUCCUAGAGCCCUCCCACCUCCUUCCCAAAGCAGGGCAAGCACUUACCAGGCUUUGAGAAGACGGGCACCCCUUUGACUUGGCACCCAGUGGGGGGAGGGACUAGUUGUGCUGCCCUAAAUCAGGCACUGAAUCAUUCACCCAGUUCAUCGGUUCGCUGCUGAGUUUCAAUAGUUUGCUCUUUAUCAGAGGAUACAAUUUAAAUGCAGGCACAUGCUUUCCUGAAGACUCAUUCGAAAUGAUCCCUGCUCUUUCUGUUGCUGUAAAGUUACUGCCUCCACUGGGAAGACUCAUCUCAGACACGGAGAACUCUUCCUACAGAAGCAUGUGCAUAUUUGGACAGAUGGGGAAAGGAAAUUAGCUGUUGGCUAAGCAAAGCUCUGCAUGCAACUCUGGAAUGCCUUUGUCUUGAAAUGCAAGAGCCAUUGGAAUCUGUGUCCAUUCAGUUCUGCAAGUUUGAGGAAUGCCCAUUCCAGUAAAGGCAGGAUUCUAUUGGCCUGAGCUUCUGAUUCCUCAGCAGCUGAAAGAGAAGGAGCUGUGUAUGGUGCCCAAGGGCAGAGGAGUGGAUUGGAAGUCAUUUAUAGCUUUGGAGGCACAGCUGCCAUUCUCUGUUGCAAAGCAAGGUUCACUCUAUUACAGACAGUCAUCAGCUGUGGGGGGCUGACCUCAGUCUAGAAUGGUCUACGUUUUUUUGCUAGAUUCCCACAUGAGUCCUUCUCAGGCGUUAAUGCCUGAAGAGGAAAUAUCAGUGUGUUGGGGGCAUGGAGUGGAACAUGCUAGCCUCACCCCCAAGGUUUGCAUCCCUGCCCACUUAUCCCAGACAUUUCCAUGCUGAGCAGAGAAGUUCCAAAGGGGCUCCCAGUUGAGCAGAGACUUCUACAGCUGCAGGCAGAAGGCCCACUUCAAACCCUCCUUGCUCCAAUAAAGAAGGACUGGGGCUAAAUUAGUAGGCCUGGGCCACAUGGGACCACCACAUGCAACCCUAGACCUUCUACACAGAAUGAGAUUUUCCCCUUAGGCACAUCACCUGAACAGGCCAUGAUCUUGUUUUAAAAGGCAAGAGAGAAUAUUUUAACAUGGGCUUGGUAUGGAUAAAUAAAAUUAUUCUGAGCCUAUGCAGUUCCCCCGGGUCAUGUGGCCAGCAUGACUAAGCCACUUCUGGCGAAACCAGAGCAGCGCACGGAAACGCCGUUUACCUUCCCGCUGGAGUGGUACCGAUUUAUCUACUUGCACGUGCUUUCGAACUGAUAGAUUGGCAGGAGCUGGGACCAAACAGGAGCUCACCCCGUUGCGGGGAUUUGAACCGCCGACCUUCUGAUCGGCAAGCCCUAGGCUCAGUGGUAUGAAUAUAAUACUGUACUGCACUGGAAAGUUAAAUAGGAGCCUGUCUUUCUUGUUUGAAAGCAUCUGAAAAAAAUUAGACCAUUUAGCCUCUCCAAAGAUCUAAAACAACACAGUUUUCUAGCUGGCCAUCCAUAGCCAGAAAGUCCUUGAAGUUUUGUUGCUAUAAUUGUUUUUUUAAUUGAAUCAGGUCUUUUCUUGUUCUUCCUACUCAAGCAAGGAUGCUGUCUUUUUGAAGCAACCCUGCAAGCAUUUUAAUAAGCUGAAUUGCUGUCCCCAAAGCAUUUCCCCUCCCAGUACUGAUUCUUGUUUCUGGCACAUGAAACACACAAUGGCUGAUGUCUUGUUUUCAGGGUGACAUCACUUCGAUCCCGGAGCUUGCCGACUUCAUUAAAGUCUUCAAGUAAGUAUUGGCUGGAAAUCCUAGGAGUGCAGCAAAGAUCAGCGAACCUUAAUGAUAAAAGUUGCAAUGCUUCUUUCCUAGAAUCUCUAGGGGCUCCCUCUGCUUGGCUUUGAAACCUGAAGCAUCCUCUACCACAUAUACUUAGGAAGUAGAUUUUUUUUAAUGUUACAGAUGGCUUAAACAUCUUAUGCACUCAGCCCCUGGAUUUAUUUUCACUGCCAGGGCUUGACAACUAAGAGUAUCUUUGAGUAUGUUUAUUAUCCAUCUAUGUGCUCAUGAAGUCCAAGACAGGCACAGUGGUACCUUGGGUUACAUACGCUUCAGGUUACAUACGUUUCAGGUUACAGACUCCGCUAACCCAGAAAUAGUGCUUCAAGUUAAGAACUUUGCUUCAGGAUGAGGACAGAAAUCAUGCUCUGGCAGCGCAGUGGCAGCAGGAGGCCCCAUUAGCUAAAGUGGUGCUUCAGGUUAAGAACAGUUUCAGGUUAAGAACGGACCUCCGGAACGAAUUAAGAACUUAACCUGAGGUACCACUGUACUGGAGUAAUAUUUCAAGCUAUGCAAUUAUAACUGCAGCUAAUCUCUGCACACUGAUCAGGUUCAUAUACUGUACUUGUGUGUGAUUUGAAGUGUAUGAAAACAUCAGUUGUGGUGAUUGAUUUGGUACCUGCAAUCCAUCCCUCAGUGCUAAAUAAAUAAUGCCAGAAUUGUACAUACGUCUGUGCAUGAAGUGACCCAUUGUUCAAAUUUAUGGGUUGGAUCCAAUGCUGGUCCUACUCAGAGUAGACCCAUUUGAAUUAAUGACCCUCAAUGAGUCAUUUCCAUUCAUUUCAGUGGUCCUGCUCUAAAUUGGGAAUAGCACUGGAUGCAGCAAAUGGCUUCCGUCUUGGAGGAUAAGAACUGCAGAAUGGUUUGAGACCCAGCAUCUUACGUUUUAGAUAUUAAAACUGGUUCAGGUCCUUUACUACUCCUUAGAUCAGUAGCUGGUGCUGAAAUGUUUUCUGUGAUGGAGUUCACUCUGGCAGCCAUCCCAGCUGUCCUAAAAUUAGGGACUGUUGCGUAGCUUGAAAUAUCACUCCAGUACCUUCCUUGGACUUCAUGAGCACAUAGAUGGAUAAUAAACAAGCUUGAUUCCGGCCAGUUUGCUCUAUUUAAGCUGCCAGAAAACAUCAGCUUUAGGCUAGCUGUGCUAUUCUUUAGUCAGAUUUAUUUUGAUUUUUAAAUAAGGCUUUUUAUUUGGAGGGGGGGGAGGAAGAGUAUUAUCUUGGAUCAGGGCAUGUGGAAACUGGAAACAGUUGUGUCUGGACUUUGACUAAUGUCUUGGCAGCCUUAGUCGUCUAUUGCAAGCUAAUACCCACCAUACUCUGGACAUGACAGGAAUUCAGGAAUUGGUUGUAUGUAUAAUAUAGUGAGGUAUGUAGAGGAAGUGGAGAACAGUUGUUUGCAAGGCGACACAUUAAAACGUGGGUUGCUUUCUGGGCUAUCGGUGGUCCCUAGGAAGUCCUAGUCAUCCUUGCAGUGGGUUAUAGGUAGCUGCUUCUCCAUCCCCACCCCGAUUCUUUUCAUGUUGUGGGGUGGGGAGACGCUGAACUGCCUUUCCCUUUCGUUUCCUGGGCAUUUCCUUUCGUUGUAAACACCAUCAGGCAACCUGAAACGUAUCAGAGAGCUGCAGUUUUAAAGUGGAAGCCAGCGUGGUGCUGGCAGAAUGUUGGAUUUAGAUGACGAGGGGAACCCGGCUUUAAACGGCCCCUUCUCUGUGAAACUUGCUGGGUGAUGUGGCAAGUUGCAUGCUGUCUGCUAAACUUAGCCCUCAGGGUUGUUGCAAGGAUAUAACAGGCUAUACACUUUUGAGUACAAUGCCCUAGAAAAAGAGUGCGCUUAAAAUCUGGCUUUUUGUUGUUGUUUUUUUAAGUGAGCAGCAAGAUUCAGAAGAAAAAAUAUCAGGCUGGGCCCACUGUAGAUUUCUCCAAAGACCAGGAAGUGUGUAUUUGGGGCAUGUGGAAUGGGUAAUCCUUCUUGCAAAUGGCCAAAAGGCCAGCAUGGGGAUGAAGUAGGACCUUGUUUGGUGCUAAAACGAAAAGCUGCACUGGAGAGCAGGAACUGGAGGCAAAUGCCUAGGCCUCUGUUGAAUCACAAGCGCAAUAAGAAUAAACAGCAGCAACAGCAGCUGGCAAACAUCCUGCCUUCCAAGAAACCUAUCCACGUUGAUUUAUUACUCAAGCAGUUUCUGCACAACUGCAGCAGGGUUCUGGAAUCUGCUGCUACUUUGCCUCGAGUGCUCUGGCUUGUGAGGGGCCUAGUCAUUGCCAGCCCAUGCGGAUUACAAAAAACCCACAGCUGAGUUGCACCACAUAUUACAGGGUAGGAUUCAUCAACCUGGUGCUCCUCUGCUCUUUUUGGACUACAACUCCCAUUUGCCCCAGCCAGCAUGGCUGUUGGGAUUUGCAGUCCAAAAUAGCUGAGGGGUAUCCGGUUGAUGGAGCCUGGAAAAUGCAGUUCAACACCUGACUAUAGCUAUGUGUUGCAGGGGAAGUUCAGUAACUGCAGAUAUAGAGGUAUUUGCUUGCUUGCUUGCCCCAGUCACUCUGGGCAGCUGCCAACAAAAAAUAGUAAAAACACAACACAACAUCUCACACUAUGACUUAGAAUCGCAGAGACUUAGAAUUGUAGAGUUGGAAGCGACCCCAAUGGUCAUCUCGUCGUCUUCUGUGUGAGCUGGUACUUUCACACAUGCACACUGAGGCUUAUGCUGAUGCGUUCCCCUCCAAAAAAUAAAAUAAAGAAGGUGGGUAGAAAAGAAUAUCAAGUCAAUGGGGCAGCUGCAUGGUUGACCAUUCAUAUGGAAGCCCCAGUUGGCAUGGGAUGGUUAUCUGUAUGUAAGCAGGCAAGCUCAUACCAUUCCUCUAUCACAUAAUUCAGCAUUGGUUCCUGAUGAAAAUAUGAGCCAUGGCAAUGUGUCCCUUUUGUAUACAUUAAGCCUGCAACUUAGCCAGUGGUUCCAUUCUGGGGAUUGCGCCUAAAACCAAAAAUUGCUCAUACUCAAAAUAUAUUGGGUUCAGUGGUGGGUGGCCAAGGUUGUUUUUUUCUGAGACCCUCCUCCAUUUUUUGUUCUUGUUUUUUGCUGUGUGCAUAAAGCUGAAUAAAGCACAUAAAGUGAAAUGCGGGCUUUCUGUAAUCUUCACAGGAACGGUGGGAGCCAUCAUACACAGUUAGGCGGAGGUUAUCAUUCUGCCACCAUUUCAGAUUUAGUUUCUGGAGAUCGCUCUUGAACUUGAGUUGCAUGUGAUACAUGCUGGGUGCAAACAUGGUUUUUCCUCAUAUUCAUAUUAAUUGCUAACAGGCCAAAGAAGCUGACGCUGAAGGGUUACAAGCAGUACUGGUGCACCUUCAAAGACACAUCUAUUUCCUGUUACAAGAGCAAGGAAGAAUCCAAUGGGACUCCGGCUCACCAGAUGAAUUUGAGAGGUAAGAAAAGGCAAGCAGGGUUUUUCUAAAAUAGUUUUUCGAUUGGGUUUUUUCAGAGAAUUGAGGAAUAUAGUCAAACAAAACAGAAAACACCAUAAUAAAACAAAGCAAUACUUUCUGUGUGUACAUUUAUAGCGGGGUGGGGCGGAGAUGGGGGGAAUGUGGCUGGCAGUCAGGGAAUACAUGCAAUUUUGGUAUACCUCUUCCCAUUUCACCUCUAGUGCUGCAUUUGUGGUUCGUUUGUUUGUUUUUAAAUUCUGCAGCACUUAAAUAAAAGUGAUCAAGGUGUCUUUGCUUGCUACCUAGAUGGGCAGAAGAACCCUGGUCCGAGCAAGGGCAUAAACAUUCCUUUUUGCUUGUCAUGCAAUAUCAUCCCACUGGGAGAUCCGUUCAGCAGCUACUUCACCCCUCUGUCAUGUCAUACUGUUUUGUUGGAGGCAGGGAAGAGGCCGUCCUGAAGGCUGUCAGAAUUGAUGAAAGCUACGUUGGCCAUUGUGCCACAUUAAUAACUUUUAGAGGGUUUAGUUGGCUCAUGGGGUAGAAUAGCAUGGCUGUGUCCCCAUUUCCCAAGCAUGCUUGCUACUGCUUUAUCUGCCACAAACAAACCCUUGUAUGUCUGGCUGUAACAAGCAGAGUCCCUACAGAAUGUUCUGCUGCUGGUCUGAAAGCAAGACUUCAUUCUGCAUAAGUAAAUUAGAGAGAGAGAGAGACUUUAUCUGUUCUUAUUUCUAUCUCUGUCAGGAAAAGGGGGAAUCAUAAUCAUAAUCAUAAUGCAAUAUGUAUGCUCCCAAAUUAACUACGUAAAGGGUAAAGCAAAUUGCAAUGAGGAGCUUUUAGAAGAGAUGAGAAAAAACAAAUUUUUGAGAAACAAAAUCAGUGCUACUUUGUCUAAUCAGAACUAAGCUAUUUUAUUAUCUAAUAGCAUUUCCUGGUUUUAAGCACCCCCCCAUCCCUUUAAGUAUGCAGAGACAUUUAUUCAGAUACCAUUUGCAAGGAAUUUCUGCUGCAUCUGACAUUCCUAAGACUACCAGCUCUGCUUGUAUUCAGCAGUAAAGUAUUCCAGCUUGGAGGGUUGUGAAACAGGCAUGGCUGACAUCCUUUUAAAAAAAAAAGCCUUUGAGGCAGAAAUGGAGAGAGGCUGCCAAAUGACCUCAGACUAUAGCUACGAGGAUGUGUUCUGGGGAAGGGAAGCCUGGAAUACCUUUUUGGGAGCUUUUGAACAAAGCUGCUGCUGCUGACUGAAUUUUAAAAGAAUUCUUUAGGAGGAGCUGAAAAAGGACUAAAAUUGCAUUCACUGCUUCCAAGAAAAGCGAUUCCUUUUAAGAAUCACACUGCUUCCAUCUCUAGAGGAGGGUUGUGUUAAAAGCUGCAGCCCUGAAGGUGGUGCCCACAUUCAUCAAGAUCCACCUGCACAUUGGGGUAUUCUCACCAUUUCAGAUAAGGGACACGGGUGGCGCUGUGGGUUAAACCACAGAGCCUAGGACUUGCCGAUCAGAAGGUCGGCGGUUCAGAACCCCGUGACAGGGUGGGCUCCCGUUGCUCGGUCCCUGCUCCUGCCAACCUAGCAGUUUGAAAGCACGUCAAAGUGCUAGUAGAUAAAUAGGUACCGCUCCAGUGGGAAGGUAAACAGUGUUUCCGUGCACUGCUCUGGUUUGCCAGAAGUGGCUUAGUCAUGCUGGCCACAUGACCCGGAAGCUGUAUGCCGGCUCCCUUGGCCAAUAAAGCAAGAUGAGCGCUGCAACUCCAGAGUCAGCCACGACUGGACCUAAUGGUCAGGGGUACCUUUACCUUUACCUUUACACCAUUUCAGUAGUGUUCGCCCCACCCCCCCAGCACUGAUUAAAACAGUGUUUUAAGUUCUCAAAUUUGAACAUUAGCAAUAGCAGAGAAAAUUGCACAUAAAAUCCAGGGUAUGCAAGAAAAACUACAAGCAUUUUACGCCACCUGGCAGAACUUUAUUCCAUAUGCAUCCAGCAAAGACUUACGAAAAGGACACAACAGCUGUGGACAUUUGGCAAUUUUAAUGUAUGCAGCUGGAACUUUUUGUGGCUUGAAGAAGUCAUGCUGUACCUUGUAUAUAUAUUGCAUUGGUCCUUUUGCUGUAUUUCUCCCCUUCCCUUUCCUGUGUUUUUGUACUGCAUUCUUUUUCUUUUGGAUAAAUAAAAUUAAAAAUAAGCAAACCUCACUUUUGAGAUCAAAAGGUGGGGGUAGGGCAUCCACGUCAGAGACUGGAGUGUCUAAGCAGGCUCACCUGCCCGCCCCCCUUUUCCUUCACAAGUGGUCGAAUAAUAGUCCAUUCUUACGAAUAUUAGGCCAUUAUUAUGAAUAAAGGUUAAAGGUACUCCUGACCAUUAAGUCCAGUCGCGGACGACUCUAGGGUUGCGGUGCUCAUCUCGCUUUACUGGCUGAGGGAGCCGGCGUUUGUCCGCAGACAGUUUUUCCGAGUCAUGUGGCUAGCAUGACUAAACUGCUUCUGGCAAAACCAGAGCAGCACGCAGAAACGCCGUUUACUUUCCCGCUGGAGCGGUACCUAUUUAUCUACUUGCACUUUGACGUGCUUUCGAACUGCUGGGUGUGCAGGAGCUGGGACCGAACAACAGGAACUCACCCCAUCACAGGGAUUUGAACCACCGGCCUUCUCAUCGGCAAGCCCUAGGCUCUGUGGUUUAGACCACAACGCCACCCGCGUCCCAUACUAUUAUGAACAGUAGGCCAUUAUUAUUUUGCUCUGUGCUUUCCACCCUGCCUCAGUUUCAUUCACAGCUGCCUCUGUGUCCAAAUGGGAAUCCAGGAACGAGUCGUUCCAUCCCUUCCCAUGAUCGUUAUCUGCUAAUAGCGAACCCAAAACCAGACUUCUUCCUGCGUCGUGUAGUGUAACACAUUUUAUCUACCCCCACAUCCUUAUGCAGAGUAUAAAACCUUGCUCUUUUUUAUUGUAGGGUGUGAGGUGACUCCUGAUGUCAACAUCUCUGGCCAGAAGUUCAACAUCAAACUUCUGAUCCCCGUGGCUGAAGGCAUGAAUGAAAUUUGGCUCCGUUGUGAUAACGUAAGUUUGCAUCAUGGGGAUUUGUCACAAGGUAGCUACUGCACGUGCUUAUUUGUGAAGAGUGAGUAGGGGGUGAGCGCUGCAGGGCUCUCCUGGGAACCACAAAAUUAUGGGACUGGCUGGCCCUGCAUAUGGAGCCUUAUGGACUUGGAGGCAGUGUUACCAAGGGUACUGUAGCACCCACUUUAUUUUAUGUGCGGUUUGCUUGCAGGUGCAUUUGUUUCUUUGAACCAACUGAAAACAGGCAGCUGAAACACCAAAACAACAGUGCCCUUGAGAGUCAGUAUCCAAGGCCUAUCUGAACAGAGUGGUUUUGUCUGUAGGCCUUUGAGGGAAGGGGUUAAGCAGGCCUCCUCAAGAGAGGGAAUUCCAGAACCUGGACACCACCAACAGUGAGGCCUUGUCCUCAGUGGCAGGCCACAAGAUCAGAGCCUCCCACAGAAGUUUUUAACAGGUGGGAAGAAUCAUAGGGAACAGGCGGUCCUUUAGAUAGCCUGGGUCCAAGCCCUGUAAGGUGUUUAAGGUGACAAAUGUUCACUGUGUGGCUGCCAGCAAAAACCUGAGGACAUUUCUCAGUGCUGACCCCAUCCCUGGCAGCAAGAGCCAGUGAAGUGAAACAGUGGCAAAAGCAUUUUUUUCGCAAUUUAGCAGAAGGAAGGGAAGUAACUAAAGGUGGCUUAUUUUCAGCUGCACAUUUAGUGGGUCUCUUUAUUCCAUAUCCCGUAGUAGUUUGCCAAUCGUGUACUAAAGGAUUCAUAUUUAACUAUAUACCUCAGGAUAGUUGCACCAGCCCCCAGUUACAAUUUCACCUCAGCCGUGAACUGUGCUGGGUGGCCAUAAACAAGCCCCCAAUUUUAUAUAUGUUUCUCUCCCACCCACAACCCACAAUAUGGAGGUGAAAAUAAAGGGUUGCAAAGGUGCACAGAUGCGGUGUUCGAAUUCAGCAUUCAUUGGGACUUAAUUCCAGCACAACUUUACGAAACAGAAUGCCACAAUAUUUCUGCAAGAUGAGCCCUUUUGUCUCCUUUCUUAUGGUUGGUUAUCCUGCAAAUGCAUUUGGUGUUAAGUUUGGCUUACCGUGAAUGUACCGAGAAUUUCGGGCCUGGAAUUGUCAGAACCAGAAUGAAAUGAAGCGAAGGCUGCAGCCUAAUGGGCACCUCCUUUUCCUUUCAAACUGCAGGAGAAGCAGUAUGCACACUGGAUGGCAGCUUGCCGGCUAGCCUCCAAGGGCAAAACCAUGGCCGACAGUUCAUACAACUUGGAAGUUCAGAACAUCCUGUCUUUUCUGAAAAUGCAGCAUCUGAACCCAGACCCACAGAUAAUUGCUGAGCAGGUCACCACGGACAUCAACCCUGAAUGCCUGGUUUCCCCUCGAUACCUGAAGAAGUAUAAAAACAAGCAGGUACUUAACUUUGGAGUCUUAUUUUGCUGGAGCCUUUGUCCAGAAAACAAGGUGGGUGGAGUUCCAAAUACACCCAAAGGAUCGUUUCCUCCACUUUGGACCCGCUUCCUUAUGCUGGCCAUCUCAAUAUUGGACAUAAGAUUGUAAGGUCAUUGGGGGAAAGACACUCUCCUUCGCUGUGUUAUGGUGAAGCCAAGCAUUGUGUGCACUGAUGACACUGAAAAAUCUAGGUGGUUUUAAAAAAAAUGGUAUAAAAAGACUGUGUUUCCUAUCUGCUGUUUCCUUAAUGCACCUUUGAAGAUGGAGUGGGGAGUCUGCUUUGUGUUCAUAAUUACAGUACUGGUGAUCAUUCCAGAUUCAUUAGCAUGGUGUACAGAGGUGUGUGAUCUGUUUGUCAACUUCCCUGUGCUUUGGAGAGAGGUCGUGCCUGUUUCCACUAGUGGGAAUUGUUCAGUUGCUUGAGAAGUGGUGGGUGGUGAGCAUGUAACUUCACACGUUCAGUUCAGGCUGUCUGCCUCUGAUGUGUUUUUCUCUUGUUCCUGCCCACUCCAAACCAGAAUUUAAGAAAUCUCUCUCCACCUGUAGUCUCUAUCCUACCAGUUUCAGGUCUGACGCUGUCGAAAUAAAAAUUAAAAAAUGCCAGUAGCACCUUAGAGACCAACUAAGUUUGUUCUACAGUGGUGCCUCGCAAGACGAAAUUAAUCCGUUCCGCGAGUCUCUUCGUCUUGCGGUUUUUUCGUCUUGCGAAGCACGGCUAUUAGCGGCUUAGCGGCUAUUAGCGGCUUAGCGGCUUUAAGAAAAAGGAAACAAACUUGCAAGAACUUGCAAGACGUUUCGUCUUGCGAAGCAAGCCCAUAGGGAAAUUCGUCUUGCGGAACGACUAAAAAAAUGGAAAACUCUUUCGUCUUGCGCGUUUUUCGUCUUGCGAGGCAUUCGUCUUGCGAGGUACCACUGUAUGUAUAGAAAUGUGCAUGCACAUGAAAGCUUAUACCCAGAACAAAUUUAGUUGGUCUCUAAGGUGCUACUGGACAAUCUUAUUUUUUAAAAAAUUGCCCUACCAGUGGAAAAAGAAGUAUUGUUUGCAUUUCCCUUUAAGGAGGCUCUUUGAACACUCCCCUCCCCCUGCCCCAGAAAGAGCAGUUCACCCUCCCUCUUUCUACUCCCACUCCCUCCUGACUUUUUACAGAGUACCUCUUAAUUAUUUUAUGGCUUUUUUAUUGGUUUUCUACAAAAUAUGAACAGAACAUUAAGUUUACCCCAUUUCCCCCACUCCCCCCAGAACAGAAGAUUUAGUGUGCCUGAUUUUGCCAUAAACCUAUGUGCGUAGUUGGUGGGCGCCAGUUCAUUCAAAUGUUUUAUAUUAUAAAUGGGCGCUGUAUUUCAGGGGAAUCAUCGGAUGAGGUGUUCAAGGCACGAACUCUUCUCGUCCGUUUUUCAGAUAAGGCCAAACAUUCUGUCCCCAUCUUGUGAUAUGCAAUAGGUGUUCAAGUCCUCUCCAGUUCUGUGCUAGGAGUAGUCGUGCUGCCACCAGGAAAAGAAAGUGAUGAGCUCCUUAUAACGUAAAUUGAGCUGAUCUUCCUUAAAUAUUCUUAGUAAACCCAGACUUGGAUUCUAUUGCGCAUUCUGAUUUGUAUGGAAUUGUCCUACCAACUGCCUUGCAUCCUCUCCAACACCGUGGUGAAGAUGUUUUGUCUAUGUAACUGAUUCUUAAAGCAGUUAAUUGCCAUCUAUAAAUUUACUUAAAAGCUACCUCUUAAUAUUUGAUGGCUUUAAAAACAAUUAGGAUGUUUCAUUAAUGCUGCUUAAUUGUGCCUUUGAUCUGGGAUUAAUCAUUUAAAUCUGCAAAGCAAACAAUCUUAAUUUGUUUUGUUCAGGCUGUUGUUAAAAAGUGACCAAACUUUGGAAUUUGCUGAAUGAAGGAUUUGGUUAUCUUGAGCAGCGCUACCUGGAAAUUUUAUUCAGCCAGCAUAGCAAAACAAAACAAAAAAUAAUUUUUGGCCAAUAUAUUUCCGCUUAAACAAGUUUGACCCCAUGGAUGUUGAUAGAAUCAAGUGAUCUGAAGUGGAAAUAAGUAGAUCAUAACUGGCAUAGUCAGGUCUAGAAUGAAAGCUAUGGCUGGCAGAAUAAAUCAGCACUAGGAUUUGAUUUAGCUCAGUUUACAAAGUCUCCUUCUGAACAUGCUUGGGCUGCCUUACAAACUCUGUUUUUCAAAGGCUUGGUGGGGAAAACACAGGAAUUGAAUGAAUUCAACAAAACGUUUUUGUUGAAUUCGUAUAUUCAAUUCCUGUGUUUUCCGCAACAAAGCCAAACUGGCUUCGGAGUGUUUAGUAGCAUUAUAAGUUGUGUCCUGCAAUAACUGAAACGAGCACCAAAACAUGUGACUCAGUGCUGCUGCAGUCACGUGUAAGUUUUGGUGUAACUCCUUGAUUGACACUUGUGACUGUUAAUGUUUGUGUGCCACCACACAAUUGCUCUUUGGUGCCCUAGCAAAACGGUUGAGCAGUGUAUCCAUUUACUCAUUUAUUUAGACCAUUUCCAUACCACUUAAUACCUCUAUAAGUGGUGCACAGAAAAUUAAAACAUGCUGUGGUCCUCGUACAUCUUCCGUGGUGGGUUAUUUCCCCAUUUCAACUUUAAAUGCUUGACAUUCCUACCACUGGAAGGGAACACUUCCAAGAAGUGUGUUGUGCUUUUGGAGCUCUCAGCUAUGCAUGAUUCAGAACAGGGUGUACAGGGCAGCUUCCCUUUCCCCAACCUGCUGCCCUCCAGAUGUUUUCAACUGCAACUCCCAUCAAUCUUAGCUGGCACAGUUACGCUGAUGGGAAUUGUAGUACAAAACAUCUGGAAGACACCAGGUUGGAGGUGGUUAGGAUUAAGGUAACAGAAGGCAUGGGGGUGGGUUGCAGACAGCCUGUUUAUUACCUGGGCAGUGCAGCAGAAGUUUUUAUAAUGUUCACUUGGAGGAUUUUUUUGAAAUUUAAUUACAGAGGAAAGUUGCUUACUGUUCUUGAAUUGCAGGGCAGCCUCUGUGUGUCAAAGAGGGGAGAUACCAUCCAGAAAAACUGGGGGUGGGCAGAUCCCUUCCUUUGGCACAGUGCUGACAACCUGUAUAACUUUCAUUUAUUCUCUGAAAGAGCCAUUAUACCCAGCAUGGCGAGAGCGCAUGUAAUGAAAUUAUGAUUUAUUUGUUUUUAAAAAUGAUCUUUGAAGCAUGCAAGAGGGCACAGACCGGGGCGGGGGGGAGGAGAAACAACUCUUGCAUUGAUGUAGCUUGUGCAUUAAGAAGUGAUGUUGUGGGUAGCAGGAGAGGUGGGGGGCAGGAUAAAGUGUACCCAUUCUGACCAUCAAAGGUUCCCUUGAUGUGGAAAUGGAUCGAGUGGAGAAGCAGGAGGGGCUUUGGUUAAGGAAAACUGGCUAGAGGUGUGGACUUGUAUUUUGUUAGCAUUGCCUUCCUUGGAUUGCUUAGAUCUGGGAGGCUGCACAGGGAUGUCGUGUGAUGUGUUGUUGGUGGAACGAAGGAAAUGCUGCCCUUGUGGAAUUUGUAGAAUGCAGGGAGUAAGUGGAGAGCAGGGAGAGCUGCUGCUUCUGAAGUAGCAAUCUGUUGAUCUAUGAAUCUACAGCAGCCGUGGACUCGUCACAUGCCAGGUCUCUUUCCACUGCUCUGAGCAGGACUGGUUUCCACUACGGAGCUCCACGCUUUACAGUGCGAAGUUCAGCUGCCACACUUGAAAUAGACAGCAAGCUCUAGGAAUCAAAUUCUUGACAGGAAUGUAGGAAUCUGCCUUAUAUUGAUUCAGACCAUUGAUCCAUCUCACACAGUAUUGCUGUCUGCACUGACUGGCAGCAGCUCUCCAGCAUUUUAGGCAGGAAAUCUGCCCUGCCCUGCCCUGAGAUGCUGGGGCCAAGGCUCUGCUACUGAACUGUGUCUCUUCUAGCAUUGUGCUGUCUGCUCUGACUGGCAACAGUUCUCCACACAGGACUCUCCCUGCCUGCCUGACUCUACCUGAGAUUGCAUUUCAACUGGAGAUGCCGCCAGGUGUUGGGCCUCGGAAAGGGAGCCUUUUUCCCACGAGCCCUUUUGCAAAAUGGAGGUAAGGUAAAGGUAAAGGGACCCCUGACCAUUAGGUCCAGUCGUGGCCGACUCUGGGGUUGCGGCGCUCAUCUCGCUUUAUUGGCCAAGGCAACCUGCGUACAGCUUCCGGGUCAUGUGGCCAGCAUGACUAAGCCGCUUCUGGCAAACCAGAGCAGCGCACGGAAACGCCGUUUGCCUUCCUGCAUUACCUAUUUAUCUACUUGCACUUUGACGUGCUUUUGAACUGCUAGGUUGGCAGGAGCAGGGACCGAGCAACGGGAGCUCACCCCGUUGCAGGGAUUUGAACCGCCGACCUUCUGAUCGGCAAGUCCUAGGCUCUGUGGUUUAACCCACAGCGCCACCCGCUUCCCUACAAAAUAGAGGUAGUUCUUGGCAAAAAGACAUCUGGUGAAAAGUGCCAACGGGGGUGCAGAGUUUCCCCCAUAUUUAGUUGAAAUAGGAUCUCUUCCUCUUACCUAUAGAAGUUGUUGUUGCCAUUCAGAAUUCAUAUUGUGUGCCAGCUCAUUGCUUCUGAGUGCUCAGUCAGGUGCAGUCCUCUGCCCUGGCCAACCACAGCAGAAUAUAUGGACAGACUUGGUUGGGGGAAAUGGAAGGGCUCCUUUUUGUGUGUGAUGUUAGAUCUGUGGUGGUUCAGUGAAACAUUCAAAUCAUUCCAUGAUGCUGCAGCAACCCAGUGGUUAGCACUUGAUGUUCUGGUGGCACUGCACUGCUUAAGUACUUCUAGGUUUCUUGAUAGUUUUGCAAGCAAUUUUUCACUGUCUGCCAAAUAUAAGCUGUGCCUGAGUAUUCCUGACUGCAGAAGAAGAGUGGAAACAGGAAACCCUCUUCCCAUUUUACCUUUCCUUUCACAUUUGCUAGAGGAGAGGAGCUGGUGCUCUCAAACUGCAGGUGGCCUCUUAUUUCACUACAGCCGCCACGCCAGAAACAUGCUGGAGAUUGCUGCUUGUUUGCAUGUGAUUCGGGUAACUUGCAUACAUUCAGCAACUGAGCUGUACACACUCAAAGCAACAGUUCGUUAUGCUGCAGUACUUGAUUCUUUUUGCUCAGAAAACAAAAGUUCAUUCCAUGGAUCUGGAGAUCAGGAGCUGCAGAAAACACAGUUUAACUUGCGCUUCUUUUUUUCUCGCUCUCCAGUCUGAGAUGAUAAUCCUGCAUUUUUAUUUUGGUUUGCUGACUUGUUUGCCAUUCCAUUUUUCAUCAACUCGGUCAGCUAAAAGCUUGCCUUAGAAGACAGGGUGAAAAUCUUCCAAGAUUCUGUGGGCUGUGGAAGGUCGUCCCAUGGCUGAGUCUCCAUUCUCUAGGACAGCCUUCUGCAACCUGCCGCCCUCCAGGUGCUUUGGACUGUCAUCUGCCCCAGCCAGCCCUGGGUUGCUGCAGUUCAAAGUACCUGGGGAACCCCUGGUCUCGCUGCACUCCUUUUUGCUCCCUUCUUCAUGCUUGUGCUCAUUUCCUGCUGCUUUUCACCCCAGGACAGUUGUUCGUGGUGAAAGGUUUUGAGUUUUUGUUUUGUUUUAAUUGAUUUGAACGACAAUUGUUGAUAAUUUGCACAUUUUCCUCCCUUUGCUUUGUUGCCAUAUUUCUGAUUUGCCUCUUUUUUUUCUGCUUCCUUUUCUUUUCUUCGCAUUUGCCUUCUGCAGCCAGGCUAUAUAAGAGACUUGGUAAGUGACAGUAAACAUAAAAUAAAUAAGCACUUAAAAGACUUUGCUGUGUUGUGAAUAUAUGCUUAAAAGCAGGGAAGGGGCUCUCAGAGAUGCGCUAUAAGAAACGUAGCGUGUGUUGACUUGCAAGCGCUUCCGUGUGGUGUUAUGCUAUGUCACGGCAUACGAGUAAACGAGAAGCAACAGGCGGAGAUUCCCCACCCUUCCAUCUCUCCUUCUGCCUGCUUUCCUCUGGGACAAGGGUGUGCUGUGUUUUGUACGUGGCUACUCUUGUGUCUCCUCCUUUGCUUUCUGGCACUAACACCAGGAAAUGCACUAGUAAUGGCAGAUCAAUAAAGGGCUUAGAUACCAGCAAUAAUGAAAUAGAGCCUCCACAUUCAGAGAAAGUGUAGCCCUAAAAUAAGCAGUCGACCGGAAGACAAAACAGGGAAUGGUGGGCUUUCUGAAAGCAUCUGGCUUUCCAUCGUUGGAAACAGGGCACUGGGCUGGAUAGAAAUUCUGAUCUGGCAAGGAUGCUCUAAUGGUCACGCAUUCUAGCUUAGGGGUGAGCACCUGCCAAGUCAAUGAGCCGUGGAAAAAAGGAGACCUCUUAAUGCAGCUGCUCUCGCUGAUCCCUCUCGUGACUUCUGGCUUCCAGGAGACAGGGAGAGAGUUACGGAUAGGCAGCAACCCUGAUGGUGCACUCUGUUCCCAUAGCCCAUUGCUUGCACAGUGCUCCUGCUGUCCCUUCUCUUCCUUAAUAGUAGCAAUAAAUAAAUCAAGUGUUUAAACAACUAGGUGCUGCACGGCCAUUAAGAACAACGAAGCAGAUGGCCAGGCCUACAGGCUUCUGGUCAAACACAUAAAAUAAGAAACAAGGAAAAUGCGAGACCGCGGAGGUGAUGGAAAGUUAGCACUUCCUGGCCAGACAUUCAUGCCGAGCAGCUACCCAUGGCGUUGCCAAGUGCGGGGACUAAAUGUGCAUGUGCUCCCUUUUGGCUCUUGGCCCUUGCCAGCCCAGCUCUGAGCGAAGCCGUCAAGCACCUGUAAUAGCUCUGCGGUGGCAGGCGGGUUGUAUGCGGAGAAAGCACUUUGCCAGUUGCCGCUGGUCACUCGAAGGCCUUCUUUGCAAGUGAGCAGAAGAUUUCACUGCUGCAUUUAAUGCCCCUCUGGAUGAAUGAAGAAUGCAUAUUCUAGAAUGGGGGAGGAAGAAUGAGCAGCCUUGUUUCCUUCGCUCAGCAUCCUCCCCCACCAGCUUCUUCGGCAGCGCAUUUGUGACCUUUGCUUUUGCUAACAUGCUUGGUUUUUAAAAACUGCAAAUCCUUCCAACGAAGACUUAACCGGGGGCGGACAAGGAAGGGAAAAGGACCAAGAACCUCAGUGCGGGAGAGACAGAGCAGCUGAGAACUCUGGUUCCUGGAAGCGUUGCCUGUUUUUUUAAAUCCAGAGACGUCUGCAGAGGCUGCCUACUUUUUCCUCACUCUUUUUCCACAUUCAAAAGGAUUAGAAAAAAUGUUUAAUCAUAAAAAAAUAAAAGGUAGCUGAGACAGCCAGGGUAUACUUGUCAUUUUUCACUAGCUAAUUAAUUUGGGGGCAUUUUUUUCUUACUUGCAUGUAACUGAUAUUGCCCAUCACCCAUUUGCGGGUAUGUAUCAGUGCACAUGAAACCAUCCCUGGCCCAUUUCUUCCUUUUUGGGGGAGGAAGAGAAUCUGGCCCUGCACAAUCCCAUGUGCCUUUGCGUCUCCCAAGGCGCGCUCCCUUUCCCACCACUUGAUAAAUGGGUGCACAGCUGUUUCUGUGAAUGUUCAGGGUUGUUAAAAAUAAUGAUAAUCAGAGCAGCUCACAUUUUCAAGAUACACAUCACGCAGAAAAACAUCCUCAGAGAUCAGUAUUUACAAGAUAUUUGCAGGAGCACAGUUGCAAGUUUAAGCGCAGGCGAGAAACUGCAGGGGCAUGUUGGGGUCAUUUUAAUAAACCUUCUCCUCUGUCCCCCCUCCCUUUGUACAGCUCUCUGCAUUUUGUUCCCUUCUUGCCACUGUCAAUGCGGAGUAUCAACUCUCUGUGUUGCUGCCCUACAGAUCACGGCCCGGAUCUUGGAGGCCCAUCAGAACGUCGCCCAGAUGAGUCUCAUUGAAGCCAAAAUGAGAUUUAUACAAGCUUGGCAGUCCCUCCCAGAGUUCGGCAUCACACACUUCAUUGCAAGGUCUGUGCAGUUAUCCACCAAAAACAUCAAUGUGCAGGUGUGAGAGAUGGGGAUGGCAAGUUGGGUAUAUGGGCUUCUUCAGUUACCGGGUUAUGCCUACUCAUUGCCCAUAAGAACGUGGAACUGGGAGCAUAACAAUAUAAACCUGCUCUUGAGUUGUCUCACUGGGAUUUAGGCAGAGGGAAAGAGUGCUUUGCACAAUCACGAGUAAAGGUUUUCCCUACCCUGAAACUUAUUCUUCUACACUGCCUUUCCAAAGUAAGUCACCGAAACCCAAUUCCUGGCAACGAAAACAGCUGAAUAAAAAGCAAUACAGAGCAGUAAAAAAUCUGUUAGACUGAAUGUAAACAUAGGACAGUAUUUCCAAAGUGCUGGCGGGGGGAGGGGGGAUGUACUGAGCCACAUGAAAACUGCUAGUGUACACAAGAUCCAAAUCUACAGAUGAAACUGCUCCCAAAGUGCCCACUCCUUACAGGUAUCCUUGCCUGCUGCAUCUUGCCAUUAUUUUACUUCUCCAGAUUUACCACCUUCGUGGCCUCUUGUGGGCCACCUGAUUCCGCCCUGCUUCUGCAUUGGCUAUAACAGGGCCAUUCAGUUGUUCCUCAUACAGCGAUGCUGAGUAGUGUCCACCUCUUGGAGGAGGCUACCCGUUGUGCUCAUGCAUGAGUCAGUGCAGAAGGCUUGCUUUGUUGCCUUCGGGAGCCAUGCUUCAUAUAGUCGUAACUCAUGGCACAGUAAGUGCAGCAAACAGCCCAAGGAGCGGGCUUCUCAAGGAGAAGCAGUUAGUACUUUAUCACUGUUAGACACUUUUGGAAAGAAUGAGAUGUUGAUGUAAAAGUGUUUAUUUAUACAACUUGGACCCCUCAGGUUCCAAGGGGGCAAGAAGGAAGAACUUAUUGGGAUCGCCUACAACCGGCUGAUACGGAUGGAUGCAAGCACCAGCGACGCUAUCAAGACAUGGCGGUUCAGCAACAUGAAACAGUGGAACGUGAACUGGGAAAUAAAAAUGGUAAGCAAGGCGUAGAGUUCUCUAGGCAUGCGGAAGGUCAGCAAGAGACACUGUCUCCAUUCAGUGACACAUGGCAGUCAGGCCACAAAACCUGCGAUCUGAAGCAGAACCAGUGAGGGAUGUGGCCUUAGAACAGAGGGUGUGGGACCCGGGGAAAAUUCUGAGGGCCAAAAUAUAUCCUAAAGAACUUCAGAUGGUUUACACACUUUGAUUAUACAUUGAAGACGUUAAAAAUGGUGGCAUGUGACCAACUGAAUUAGCAAUCGAUGAUCUCAGCAUUUGACUAGGUUGUCUUAUUGAAGGAUAUGACAUUCACUUGAUAAGGAAACACUGGCUGGUGAAAGACUGUGGCUAUCUAAGAUCUUUCCAUUCUGUCAGUCAGAUGGGAUAUGUAGCCAUAUGAAUAGCACUAACCAUAGUUCCUUGAUUCAGUCGUCAGGGCAAACUCUGGUUAGAGAAGUGGUGGCUAGCCUUUAGCUUCCUGCAUGUUGUUUGGCUACAGAUCCCAUCAUCCCUGGAAGCUAGUCGUGCCGCCUGGGGCUUCUGAGAAGUCCAGCAACAUUGUCAGAGCCGCAAAUUAAACCACCUGGUUUUGACAAAGCUGAGGAAGGAAAUGACAUGUAAGAGGGGAGGGAUCACAUGUAUUUUUCCUGUAUUUUUAGUCCUCUCAGCCUUGGUUGGGAGAAUCAUCUGGAUUGUUCUGCAGCGGAUAAAAUAUUGGACCUUGGACAGGGAGGCCGGGGUUCAAAUUCCUGCUAGCCAUGGAGCUGUGUGAUUUUGAGUCAGUCAGUCUCUGCCUAGCCUACUUUAUGGGGAUGUUGUGGUGACAGAACGGAAUAAUUCCUGUGUACACUCAGGGGCGGAGGAAGGGGGGUGCAGUGGGCUGCCCCAGGUGUCACCACUGGGGGGGGGUGACAAAAUGCCAGGCAGCACUCACCGCGGGGCCUGCAGCGCGUCCAAGCCACCACAUCUGAGAGAUAUGGUGGCUUGGGUGUACACAGGCUCCACACUGCCUGCUGCCUCCCCACCAGCUGUAGGGCAGAUGAGUGGGAGGAGGCAGGCAGACUCGUUGAAGGCCCCGCGGAACGCCCCGCCCCAGGUGCCUGAGCAGCUUCCUCCACUGUUGUAUGCACUCCUCUGGGCUCUUCGGAGGAAUUUGGAUAGGUGUGAGUUAAGUGGCAGUGUUGUCAUGAAGGGCCCUUGGGCACCACCAUUUAGGCUGGCACAAAGUUUUGUGUUUGCCUUGCACUUUCAGGUAACAGUAGAAUUUGCCGAUGACGUCCGAGUGUCCUUCAUCUGCACCGAAGUGGAUUGCAAAGUGGUGCACGAGUUCAUUGGCGGCUACAUUUUCUUGUCAACGCGUGCGAAAGACCAGAACGAAAGCUUAGACGAAGAGAUGUUCUACAAACUGACCAGUGGCUGGGUGUGAGUCGGAUGAGACCUCCCGUUGUACUGACAGAAACUCAACGGCCAUAUUAAUAUUUAACUUCAACAGCUGUUAUCUGAAAUAUGCUGCUUAAUCAAGUUAAGCUUGAAGUGUAUCUUUACUCUUUAAUAUCAUGGAAACUUUUGCAUUAGCAGACCAGUUUGUAUGUGCACUAAACAGCACUUCCGUUAAUCUGCUAGAGCAAGACAAUAACACGAACCGUGUAACGCUGACGCUUGUGCCUCUCGCUCCCACGCCCCUCCCCUGCCCCACCUCAGCCAGACAGUGGGGCCUGGUCAGGUUAAUUUCUGACAGAUGUAAGCUAACCAAAUCAAUAAACACCUCUAAGCCAUCUUAACUAUAAAGAUACCCAGGGCCUAAUCUAUAUGAAGUCUAUUUAUCAUGGUUAAUGCAUGUUUUGUGAGUUUUUAAUAAAUAAAUAUAUAUAUAUAUAUAUUGUAAAAAUUGACAUCCAUGUGUCAACACCCCUCCUACUUUUAGAAGUAGCAUUUAUUUUUUUUUGGUGUGCAAUCCAGGAAGCCCUCUUUGCUGCCCCUCUUUCCCCAUUCGUUUCGUUGGGGUUUUGCGCAUGGGUGCCUCAUGUGCAGCAGUGGUGCUUGGCGGACUCUGUCCUUUGGCCCCUUAUUUUUCGCACUACGUAAAUCAGGUCCAUUGCAAGGAUCUGGAGCUUUUUACAAAAACAAUCAUGCGUGGCCUUGAAAAAUACUCCCUUCGUUAGGUUUUAAAGCGUAUCUGUUAUAACUUCGUUUCCUUUUGAUAAUCAUUUAUAUAUAUAUUGUGUGUGUGUGUCUCUUUCAUCUUUCCCUUUAUCUUUUUUUUUUUUUACACCGUAUUGUAUUACAAACACCUUUAGUAUUCACCAGCAUAGUCACUGUCUACCUAAGAUGAUAAGAUGCAAAAAGGAAGACAUCAUUACAAUAUGAAGUAAAGGUCUAUGAAGUAUAAGGAUUUGUGUGUGUGCGCGUGCGUGUAACUAAUGUAAAAAGAAAAACACAAAUUUUAUAAAAUUGUACAGGUUUUUCUUCCUUUUUCUUUUCUUUUUUUUUUUUAAACUAGUCUCACAAGCCAAAGUAGGAAUCGCAAUAGUACCAAGCGUAUUGGCCUUAUGGUAUGUUUUUAAUCUAAGUUAAAAUCCUGACUUCCUUAUAGCUAUGCCACAAAGCCCUUAACAAGACUCAGUUGCCUUGGCUUGAGGGUCCCCGCUAUGAAAUUAACACUAACAGCCAGGGAGACCCCCAACUUGCCCUGCCUAUGCCAAGGGGAGAAACCAGUAUUGUGCUUAUUAGUCCCGUGACAUAAAACACUAUGUACAAAUGCCUUGUAUUUUAAAUAAAGGUCAAAUCUUUUAUUUAACCUCCA
This is a messenger RNA of Podarcis lilfordi (Lilford's wall lizard), 86234 nucleotides long. Lineage: Eukaryota; Metazoa; Chordata; Lepidosauria; Squamata; Lacertidae. The record is from the annotation of a GenBank genome assembly.